AUGAGCUCUUUCGCCGCUGUGUCUUCCCCACGUUGUGCUGCUGCCGGAACCCUGAAUCAGCACUUUGGUGGUGGGCCUCCGCUCCUGCUGCGCAGAGCCCGAGUGAAACCAAAUGGGGGGCCGGGAGGGAGGGAGGGACGAGGGAGGGAGGAGGGAGGGAGGAGACUGCUGAUGCUCACAAUUUACAGCCGUGAUGAGUUUCCUGUUGGCUGAAGCACCCUCAGUGGGGUUUUUACCGGGCCUCACCAGGGCCACACCUGGGAUCAGGGCCCAAUUGUGGUUGGCACUGUUAAUAAAACAGGAGGGAGAGGGAGGCAACAGAGGGAGACCACAUUCUCUAGACUGGGACUACAGUAGCCUAGCCCAGCCCCCAUCUAAGGCAUGUGGCAGCGGCGGUGGAUGGUGUGUGUGUGUGUGUGUGUGUGUGUGUGUGUGUGUGUGUGUGUGUGUGUGUGUGUGUGUGUGUGUGUGUGUGUGUGUGUGAUAGCCUUCAGAUGAGCUGGAGAGAGAAUGACUGCGGUUCCAGGGACUCACUCUUAGUUUAACACACUGCUUCGGUUCUGCGUCUAUGUGAUUUAAACAUGUCUAUGUGAUUUAAACAUGUCAAUAUGAUUUAAACAUGUCUAUGUGAUUUAAACAUCUGUGAUUGUUAGAAUUGCAAGCCGUAUGCUGUUUGGGGCUAUCAUGAACACAAUUGCAAAGUAAUUUGGUUGCAGCAGCUGAGACAGAGAGAGGCAGGGAGAGGAGAGGCAGCGAUGCUAAAAUGUGUUAUUGUGUUUAUGGCGAGUAGCAUCAGCAGCUCGGUGUGUUUGUGUGUGUGUGUGUGUGUUUGUGUGUGUGUGGCAGGGAGGGUAAUCAGUGUUGAGUGUUGUCAGCUGUUGGUUUCAGCGGGUCACGGAGGGCACAGCCCAUCUGGGGACUUCCAUAAUGUUUUAUCACUGGGCAUAACUGUAUACAGUAAGUGGUUUGAGCACCCACAGGGACGGGUGGAGGGGUGAAGGGAUGGAGGGCUUGUGAAAGGACAAGGGGAGGGGUGGAGGGAUGGAGGGCUUGUGAUAGGACCAGGGGAGGGGUGGAGGGAUGGUGAUAGGAGGAGGGUGGCUGGUUGUUUUGUAUAGAACUUGACCUUGCUCUGCCAUGCAGUGUCUCGGCCUGAAAAAUAUUCAUGAAUAUUGAUGUCGACGUUUUUUACUGUUUUCUCAGCUUCCAACGACAUGAUCCUCAACCCUCUUGAUAGCAACCCUAGAGUAAAGCUACAGGCCAGGGCUAUACAUUUAGAGAGAAAUAUUGAGAGAGCAUCUUAUCUCCCCCCAUUCCCUUCCCAUCUUACCCAAACCCCCAACCCUAACAGCAUAUGAAGCAUAAAGCAAAUUUUAUGUCCUUCCAACAGAAUUCCCUGACUUCUCCCAGAUGUAGUUAUGUAUUCACCAGGCUAACUGCUUUAUGGAGAGCUGAUGCGAAGGAGAUGAUGCGUGCAGCUUUGGGUUGCAUAAAUGCACUGGUUCUAUUUCACUUUACCUGUGCCUGCAGACAUAUGGGCACACUGUGUAGUGUGUAUUACAGUCGGUUGAACUCACACACGCAUACUAUUAAAAAAAUCUAGUUGUUUCAACUAAUUAUUAUUAAGUAACUUGUUCCACAGCCUAUUUUUUGUUGACUCAACUUUUCCGGCCAAGUGUUACCUGAACAAAAUAAAAGAGUUUGCCCAAACUUAGCUUCAAUUUUAGAAAACGUAGGCAAAAAUUCAGUCAACUUAAAAUGAUGUGUUUGCUCAAAUUGUCUCAUAUGUUGAUUCAACUAGACAUUUUUAUUUGAGUGUCUUACCUAAAAAAGGCUGUGAAACUAGUUACACACACCGCACUUUUAACACACAAUGUUUUCACCUGUAUUGCUACACUUUGCACUUCAAAGUAAAUCUUAGCUCUGUUAAAAGUACAUUCAAAAUUGCUGAAAUAAGUAAAUAAAAUAAAUGAUGGGAGAAUAGUCAGAUUAACUGAUAAUUGACACAGACAUUGUGUCAUAGCAGGAAAAUCGAAAUGCCAUGAACCAAAAGGUUGGGAGUUCAAAUCCCACGUGAGGACAUGUUGAAUAUGAAUUACUCUGUAAAUGAACAUGCACAAUGUCAACGUGUAUCAAAUUUGUAAGUUGAAAACAUUGUAUGUUAAAAACCGUGUGUGUGUAACCAGUUGCAAAGCCUUUUUUUUUGUUCAGAUGCCCAAAUAAUAAUUUAUAGUUGAGUGAACAUAUGAGACAAGUUGAGCAAACACAUCAUUUUAAAUGGACUGGAUUUUUGCCUACGUAAAAAAAUAAUAAUAAAAGGAUUUUAAAAAAAGAGUGCAUACAUACGCUAAGCUAUAUAUCGCCACAUCGGCAAUGAAGACAGAUCCAGUGUCCUGAACGGUCCAUUGUGACAAAAUCUGUGAGCAAGUGGCUGGCCAUACCUCAUACUAUGUAGCUGUAUGCUUUUAAUUUGAAUAAUUUCAUGAUGCCGAAUUUUUGUCUUAUUGGGUUGUAAAGUGAGUGGCCUAUGGAAGCUAAUAGUACUACUAAAUAGGAGUGUUUAUCAGGAGUGUUUAAUGUGUUGAUAUAUUUUCCGUUGGCUGAGAGAGACAGAUAGAGAGAGAGACAGACACUAAUAUCUCAUGUUAACUUCAAAGAAAGAAUGCUGCAAAAGUACUCAUCCUCUCCUCAGCCCUCCGUACCUCUCCUUCUGUCUGGGAAGACUUCAACACUCACUACUUCUCACUCUUUUCAUUAGCUGGCUUUACAAGCCUCUUCAUCAAAUUGAAGUGCUUGUUGCAAUCUCUCUCUGAACAUCCACCACCCACCAUCAUCAACCAGAGGAAACGCUGCUGAAGUCUAUAACGAGAUGAUGUCGUUCUAGAAAACAGGUCCAGAAGUCAUGUUGGAUCUAAAGAUGAUGAUCUCUCUAUCAGGAGAGAGAUGGGUUGAGAAUGGAUGGAGGAGAGAGAGAGAUAUAUCGGCAUUUACAGGGACUAGUUGUUGGUUUGUCUGAGGGAGCCAGUCUCCAUCGAUCCCCCUGAACCACAUCAGACAGAUUACAGACAGACAGACUGACUGAGCCUUAUUGGAGAAAGUGCACACACAGAGCACAGACACAGAGAAAAAUAUGAACUCUCUCCCUGACUGCUGAAGUCCCUGCCUGGCCUGCCGGGUUGAGGGAAUAUGACUGCUACUCACUCAACACAAAAAUAAGGGAAAAACUGAACAUGUAAUGGCAUUAUAGCCAUUUGCCCAGCCUCCAUCUCUCAAGGCUGUAUCCAUCCAUCCCAUCCACUGAUGCCUCCAGUACAGAUUUGGGCAAGGCAGUAAUCGGGAUAGCAUCUUUAAAAGCUCUCCCUGGUGCACUUUAGGUUGAGGUUAGUUAAGGUUGCUGGGGCAUUGCCGUCUUUGUCCCCGUUAAACAUAUUACAUCCCAGGAAGCACAUUCCUCUCUCGCUCCUCUCUGAUCCAGACCCAGGCUGGUAAGAUAGCAGGACGCACGGACGCUAUCUUAAUUUGAACAAUAUUAAUUCCUGUCUGUCUGUCUGUCACAUGCUUUAAAGUUAUGACUGCAGAGAGUUACAGCGAUAUAUUUGGCUAGUUUGCUUCAACAGAAUGUCUUGGAAAAGAGGUUUGACUGGCAACAUGAGUGAAUGAUUUAUGAAUAAGUGUGUGGGGCCUGGUUUGGUCUUGGAACCAAUGAGAAUUGUUCCAAGACUAAACACAGCGUGAAGAUACUGGUUAUUUUUUUUGGGGGGGAAACCUGAAUGGUCUGUGCUUGUGCUGUCUGAAUGUGUGUUGUAGUGGUCAUGUACUCUGUGCUGUAUACCAUCGCAGUAUUGACUUCAGAGAGGCCCAUCUACUGUAUGUGGGCUGCAUGUUUCUACUCUCUUCACAGGAGCUAUUGUUGUUCACCUGUGAGUGUAUGUGUGAGUGUGUGUGUCUGCGUGUGUGUGUCAGCACUGUACGUUGGGGUUCUGUGGUCCUCACCUGUCCCUCUCGCUGUCCUGUCUUGUGUGUGUGUGUGUGUGUGUGUGUGUGAUGUGCGUGUGUGUGUGUGUGUGAUAUGUGUGUGUGUGUGGCUCCCACAGGAGAUUUGGAUGGCCACUGGUUGGACCAUGCGUCAUGGCAUAGCAGCGAGGCCUCCCCAAUGUCUUUGGUGAGACAUGCGGAGCCCCUAACCCCCCCCCCCCCCUUCCUUCCCCCCUCUGAGUCCUUUGUCAUUUCAUGUUUUUGUUUUAUUUACACCUCCGCAUGUGUUUUCUUCUUUCUUUCUGUUUUUUAUCCCACACCUGUAGGGGACAGUCAAAGGGGAAAAAGAAAAACUAUUGAGCAGGCAUUUUUGUCCGACUCAACACACAACACCUUAACUGAGAGGCAAAAGAAAAUUGUGCGCUUUGGGGGCCACUCAUUGGAAGAGGACGCAGAAUGGUGCGAACCCCAGGUUAAAGACUCUGGCGUUGAUACGUGCAGUAGCACUACCCUAAACGAGGAGAAUCAGCAUAGCUAUAGUGAGAAGGUACUGGAGACUAUGUAGCCAAACUAUCUGCAUUUUCUUCUUUAUUUUUUAUUUUAUUUUCUUUAACUACCUCCUCCGGUCUUUGUUUGCUAUCUGUCUCUAAUAGUAGACAUGUUUAUUUGGUUUAAUUUGAAUUGAUUGAUUUUCCUUUGAGCUUCGGUUGUAUUAUUAUUCCGGGGAAUUGAUUUGAUUGAUUUAAUUUCGACAGCACCUUGCUGGGUGUUGCCGAAAUAGGAGAUGGGGAAACCCUCUUUCUUGCUCUGCUGUUUGCUCUCUGGCAACAUAAAGAUUAAUCCAGGAGCAUUAAAACACAACUCUCUUUUUGUCAUGGCACACAGGAAUGUCCACUCCUCUAGUUGCAUGUUGUUAGUUGCUCUUAGUCUGUUGUGUUAUUGUUACUGUAGCGGCCAUCUUAGUAACGUUACAGUAGGGUAACGACACCUACCUCUCACAGACACAGGCCUCCAGUCCCUCACUGGAAUGACCCCUCCUCUCCCAACGUACACUACCUAGUCAAGUCAUUAUCUCCCCUAGAUCUCCACUCAGUCCAAUACCAAAACUAAACCAAGCACUUAUAACUUAUAACAGGGACGAUUAGAUUUGUUUUACACAAGUUACGUUUUUCUUUUUUCCCUUCUACUGUCAUGUUUGUUGUGAUUUCAUCUUUUUCGUCUUGGCCUUAAUCAUCCCUCUGUGCUGUUCUUUUGGGAGUUUUCAUCCAUAAAUCCUACUUUGUUUUUUUCCAUAAUGAAUUGUGUCUAACUGUUCCAUUGUGAAGGUGUAGUGCUGUGUUUAGCAGAGCAGGGCAGAGAGUGGUGGAGUGCAGCCCUGCCUUCAGCUAAGGCCUCCCUCACAGACCAUCAGACAAAAUCUACACUCAUCCCAACUCAACUGGAUUUGAUGCCAAUGUGGCUGAGUUGAAUUGAGAUGUUCUGGAUUCUACCUCCCGAGUGGUGCAGUGGUCUAAGGCACUGCAUCGCAGUGCUAGCUGUGCCACUAGAGAUCCUGGUUUCGAAUCCAGACUCUGUUGUAGCCGGCUGCGACCGGGAGACCCAUGGGGCGGCGCACAAUUCGUCCAGGGUAGGGUAGGGGAGGGAAUGGCCAGCAGGGAUGUAGCUCUGUUGGUAGAGCAUGGUGUUUGCAAUGCCAGGGUUGUGGGUUCGAUUCCCACAGGGGGCCAGUAUGAAAAAUCAAAAAAUAAUGUAUGCACUAACUGUAAGUCGCUCUGGAUAAGAGCGUCUGCAAAAAUGUAAAAAUUCAGUGCAGAUUUUCUCUGAUGUUUUGUGUGGAACUUCUGCUUUGCUCUGUGGUGACUAGGAGGGCGGGAUGGUUUGCCUGUUUUACCCUGUAUGGGGUGCUGAAUGCACUUUACCUCUACCCUGUUCGCAGGAUCACACAAGCCCUGCCAUUGGAUGUGCAACAUUUUUCAUUUUAAUUGAAUAACACUUUUAUACAUUUAGCAUAACAUAACAUACCAAGAAAAAUGUGUAUUGAAUAUUUUUAGUGAAAAUAGUACCAAAAAUCAGAUUGAAGUACUUCCAUGAAAUAUCUUUAUGGACAUAGCUAGUCAAAAUGUGGGCUGUGUUAUUGUGAAUAUAGUUUUAUUUUGCCAUUGAUAUAACAUUUGCCUUCAACUACAGUACGUAUAACUGUGAUGCAGCAGAUACAAUUAUUUUGUCGAUUUUGAUGAAUUAUGUAUUUUAUUAUCUAAUUGUGACAAUCCGGCUAAUCCCAAAAGAAAAUACAGGUUCUAUAAUCUGAAAUAGAAAGGAUAGAGACAGAGCUAUAAUCACCAGAUUAGAUAACUAACCAGAGCUUGUAUGAUCUUUCAUUAAAUCAAAUUAAUUGAACACCCCCCCCCCCCCCCCCCCCCCCCCUCACCCCACCUCCUCACAUGAUACCCACUUUUCUGUAGUAGUCUUUUUAAAGUGUUGAAGUGAUUGAAGUGAAUCUGGUGUGGAUGAGUUGUAAAACACAAGGUGUGUUGUUGCUGUGUGUGCUCCUGUAGCAUCCGGUGACAUGGCAGCCCUCCAAAGAUGGGGACCGCCUAAUAGGGCGGAUUCUGCUCAACAAGCGGAUGAAGGAUGGAAGUGUACCUCGAGACUCAGGAGCACUGCUGGGGCUGAAGGUGAGUCCGUCUGUCCGGCCCACUAGGAUUGACCCGUCUGUCUGACCUCUCUGUCUGGACUUCUGUCUAUCUACUGGGACCAGUCUGACCUGAUGGUCAGAGGCUGUUUAUUAUUACAGUUGUCCAUCACUAUUUAAAGGUUGCUUCCCAAAUGGAAUAGGUUGGCGUUUGGGCCUCACUAAAGAGUAUACCCAGCGGACAUAAUUUGGCAAAUUAUGUCUUAUUGACAUAAUUUUCUGGUUGUAAACUGGUUUUGUGGUUGAGGAAAAAGACGUUGCUAUAAAGAACUUAACAAAACGUCCUUAUGCAACAUCCAGUACAACCUGAUCAUGACAUCAUAAUGGAGUCAUUACCAGCAGUUUUUCCCGUUGGGUAUUCAUGCUCAAAAGGCCCAUACUGAAGAUGAUCUAAACAUUUUUGAAUGAUAUUUCUGAAUGGUAUAUGAUGAGUGGACACUACACCUUUGUAUCAGAACAAAAUAAUAACGAUCAAAUUCUUCACCACAAUAAGCAUUGUAAAAACUAUGUUGUGGCUAUUUUUUAUCUGUGUAUACAUUUUGAAGUGAUAUGUGUGGCUUAAUUACAUCAUUGUAUUAUUCAUGAUUUAAUAUUCAUUAGGCGGCUAAUUAUUUUCCUGAUUAAUACUAAUGAGCUGUGUCUUGAUAUCAAAUACUUUAUGUUCAUGCCUGUGUUCCAAAUGGCACCCUAUUCCCUAUACAGUGUACUUAUUUUUACCAGAGCCCUGGUCAAAAAUAGUGCACUAUAUGGGGAAUAGGGGGCCAUUUGGGAUACACAUGCUCACAUUGAACCGUUUUAAUGAACGACAUUCGUUGGCACAAACACAUCUCUCCAAAACUCUCUCUGCAUCCCAAACUGCAACCUAUUCCCUAUAUAGUGCGCUACUUUUAACCAGGGACCUGGUCAAAAGUAGUGCACCAAAUAGGGAAUAGGGUGCGAUUUGGGAUGCUGUCUCUAAACUACCAGAUGCUGUGAGAGCGUACUAUACACUAUGGUUAUGUAGAAAAGCCUAUUUCAAAUGCUCAGUCAGAGACAAUUCCCUUUACUGUAGGUAGAGAGAUCAAAUCUGAAACAUUAUGUACAGUACUGUAAGUAGGCUACUAAACAUAUGCCUCAUAUUUACAGUAUAUAAUGAUUAGACGGUUAGAUUCUGUGAUGAAAAGUAGCUUGGGUUUUCCUUACUCUCCCUAAUGCGUUCAAUUGAACGAUCUGUGCGGCCUGAGCAGCGUGGGCUGGUAAGAAAGCUGAGCACACACAGCUAGCCAAAGCACAAUGAGAGCUAGCACAGUGAGGGCCGUCAGAGAAAAGGAGAGUGGCAAGAUCCGAAAAUCAUUACUGAUUGAAUGAGCUUCCUGAAUUGGUAUGUUUGUGUCUGGUCAGUGCCUCUUUGUGCUGUACGGUACGCUAUGUGUUUUUCCUCGCUCAGCAGCAAGCAGUGACCAGCCAGUCUGUUUGUCUCUCUCUCUCUCUCUCUCUCUCUCUCUCUCUCUCUCUCUCUCUCUCUCUCUCUCUCUCUCUCUCUCAGUCCCUUUCCUCUUCUCCCACUCUCCCGCCCGGCUGUUACAUAAAGCCAUUUCAUUUAGGAGACUUCCCUAAGCUCCUUUGUAUGUUGGCAUUCAACUGUCAUUAAGAGGGGAUUUUAUUUGUCUGAUGCCUGUGGAGGGAGAGUGGUUCAGGGGCUUACAGAGUAGAGCAGAGCUGGGCUACCUGGCCUGCUAUAGACCCCCCAGGCCUCAAGUGUUCCAGCACAAUGGAGAGAGAGCACCAGACAGAGAGAGCACCAGACAUAGAGAGCACCAGACAGAGAGAGCUGGCCCCAGGGCUCCAACACAACACAACACACAGGGACAUUCAACAUUAUGAAAAGAGAUGUACAUUUUCACUAAACAUGUAGCUACUUUCUCUAUUCUCUAUUCAAGAAUAGCACCCUACGGGCAGAAUGACGCUAUGUGGCUACAUAUGCAAUUAGAAUUAGCUCUAGAUCUGCAGGUUGCAAUUUUCAAACAUGGUAAAUAAAUAUGUUUCUGUGAAACAAAGUGAUCAGUGCAUCCAUAUUCCUUCCCUGCCAGACCGCUUACACUAUAUUGAGGGUGUGAUUAUGUUACAGUAUAAUACUAUAUACUAACACUACAUGUUGAUGUGUGUCACCUUCACAGGUGGUGGGUGGAAAGAUGACAGAAUCUGGUAGACUUUGUGCUUUUAUCACUAAAGUGAGGAAAGGAAGUCUAGCCGACACUGUUGGACACCUCAGACCAGGUACCUACUGACCUCAUUUUAUACUCUAACUACGUCCCUUACCAUGUUUAGAACUACACUUAUAGAUACAAUAUUUUUUCAAGCACGCUGAAGAUUGUCAAUACAUUUCUCAUGUACACAGCACUGUAGAUUUAAUAAACAACUUCAGUGAUUCAAGAAUCAUUUUGAUUACUUGGUGAGCUGGUGUUGAACUGGGUCAGAACCUUGUUUUAACUUCUGAUACCCUUUGACCUUCAUUUAAUAGCACUAUUAAUUACAAUAAUAUCAUUUGUUUUUUAAUUACAACAUGUAUGAACUGGACAGAUGUUAUUUGUUACCAUAAGGGUGGCGACCGAGGCCUGUUCAAUGAUUUAUAAUAUUACCUUAGCAGGAAGAUAACAAUGAUGUACUGUUUGUUUAUGUGUGCCGUGUUUUCUACAAUACCAUUCAUAUUCUCAUUUUUUUUCCAUAAUGUGGGCCUGCUCAUGUUUAUAACUACACCUGUCAUGUUUUUAACUACAUUUAUAACUAUGCUUCCCAUGUUCAGAGCUGCACCGUGCCAGCUGACGUCUUGGUGUGUGGAUGACUGACUGCAUCUCUUGUUUUACAGGCGACCAGGUGCUGGAGUGGAACGGGAGGUUUUUACAAGGAGCCACAUUUAAAGAAGUUUACAAUAUCAUUCUAGAAUCAAAGCCAGAACCCCAGGUGGAACUGGUGGUCUCAAGGCCCAUAGGGUAAGACCUCACAACAACAACCACACGUAUUACUACUGAACCAAUAAAAACUGGAGUGUAUUCUCAUUCAUACACUUGUAGAAAUAUGUGUCUUGCAUAUGUGUCUUGCAGAGGAGAGAGAGGAUGUGAGAAAUGGAAAAAAGGGAGCUGAGUGUAUUUGAAUUUAAUUUGUUUUGCACCAGCUUGUUUAUUUAACAUCUCUGCCUCCCAACCAUCCCCCCUUCCUCCCUCCCAAUAUCCCUCCCCUCCAUCAGUCCUCCAGUGUGAUGGCAGUCAGAGGCUCAUAUGGGACUAGCAGUGCGGCACAGUGAAAUGAACAGUGGCUGCCGCCUCUCUCUCUCUGUCUCACUACCCACUCUCCCCCUCUCCUCCACAAACAGCGGGAUGCCAAUCGUUUUUGAAAGUAGAGAUACCCAGAGAAAUCAGAAACCCCUUUGCUUUGUCAGUGUCUAUAUUUGACCUGCUUUGUGUUGCUGAGGGAGGGAGCUGCUGUACGGGAAAAUGAAGACUAAUGCUCUGCUUAGAACUAUUCAAAUACAGUGCAUUCAGCAUUAGCACAAAUUGAUCCCCUCCUCCUUCCUCAUCCCUCUCUCUCUCUCUCUCUCUCUCUCUCUCUCUCUCUCUCUCUCUCUCUCUCUCUCUCUCUCUCUCUCUUUCUCUCUCUCUCUCUCUCUCUCCUUUCAGAGAUAUUCCUCGAAUACCAGACAGCACACAUGCACAACUGGAAUCAAGUAAGUCUGGCUAGGCCUAUCUUUCAUUUCCCAAUGAUAGCUAAUUAGCCUCUCUCUCCCUUCCUCUCUUCCUCUUCUUGAAGUAUGUUACCAAAACCACAUAAUCUUCAUAGACAGACAGUGUUUCAGAUUUAAUCAUGUGACCUCCCCACUGUCUGUCCUGUCUCAGGUUCGAGUUCCUUUGAGUCUCAGAAGAUGGAUCGCCCCUCCAUCUCUGUCACGUCUCCCAUGAGUCCCGGGAUGCUGCGGGACGCCCCACAGUACCUGUCAGGACAGCUCUCAGUGAGUACCCUACUACAAUACCCACAAUACACCCUGGCUCUGUCUGGGCCUACAUUACCUGCAGGAAAGGAUCAUACAGUGUAGCUUCACACAGAGGGUUUGAGAACAAAGGCUUUCUUUCUCUCUUUCUCUGCAGUAUUCAGGGAGAGUAGCUGGAGCUCUGAGAGUAGCUGGAGCUCUGAGAGUAGCUGGAGCUGUGGGAGUAGCUGGAGAUCUGAGAGUAGCUGGAGCUGAGAGUAGCUGGAGCUGUGGGAGUAGCUGGAGCUCUGAGAGUAGCUGGAGCUGUGGGAGUAGCUGGAGAUCUGAGAGUAGCUGGAGCUCUGAGAGUAGCUGGAGCUGUGGGAGUAGCUGGAGCUCUGAGAGUAGCUGGAGCUCUGAGAGUAGCUGGAGCUCUGAGAGUAGCUGGAGCUGUGGGAGUAGCUGGAGCUCUGAGAGUAGCUGGAGCUCUGAGAGUAGCUGGAGCUCUGAGAGUAGCUGGAGCUGUGGGAGUAGCUGGAGCUCUGAGAGUAGCCAGAGUUCUGGAGAGUAGCUGGAGCUCUGGAGAGUAGCUGGAGCUCUGGAGAGUAGCUGGAGCUUUGGAGAGUAGCUGGAGAUCUGAGAGUAGCUGGAUCUCUGUAGCGUAGCUGGAGCUCUGGAGAGUAGCUGGAGCUUUGAGAGUAGCUGGAGCUCUGAGAGUUUGGUUCAGUUAGACCCAUCCCAACCCAACAUAGGACCAUACAUCAUGUUACCCUGAACCAUGUUGCUUAUUAUCUGAUGCCUAAUAUACUCUUGGGGGAGGUGAGUAAAAGGCUUGUCAGUUGAGAUAAACAUGGGAGGAAUGAACUCUGAAACUCAGGAGGCCAGACGGAAAUAGACUAGUGCUAACCUCCAACACCUCUUUUGUUGUCUCAACACUCAGGAUAUUUCGUUUCUUGGAGAAAAUAUAAAGAUAGUUAUGAAAUUGUCACAGCUUUUCAAUCCCUUCCCUUAUGAAAACACAUCCAUAUUAUAUGUUAUUACAAAUAAAAAGAUAUCAAUUAAAUAUAUCAAGCUAUCAAAAAAUAUAUCAGUCUAUCAAGAAAGUCCAUAGUGUAUUUGUUUAUCAGAAGACAUGAGAAUGUUUGAUAGUUGACUGUGUGUCGGUAAACACUGUAAGCCUUGUACUGUAAUGUUGCUCUCCAGUAAAACUGCUCCUAGAGCCAGAGAAGGAAGGAAGAGAAGGAAGGAAGAGAAGGAAGCUUUUGAUGUCAGUGUUCUUUCUGCUUGUUGUUGUUUUCUUUGGUGAGGAGGGGGAGAUCUAAUCUGUGCUGCUGCUAGCGUCUCCGCCUGGCUCCUCUCCUCUCCUCUCCUGUCUGUAUGUAACAGGAGCAUGGCAGAGCAGAGUGAGAGCCUGGGUGAGAAGGAGCGCAGAGAGAGGUGGCAUGCACACACAGGCCCUCAAGUAUUCAUAGGCCUACACCCAGGAGGCCCGUGCUGACAGUUAUGACGCAAAUAGAACCCAGUCAGCCAAUCAGGCUGCAGCUCUGAUCUCUGCAAUCCCUACCUGUAGCACACAGACACACAGCACUCAGAUCCAGAAGUUCUCUUCAUUUCAUCAAUGAGCUGACCUUGAAACCAAAACAGGAGUAUUUGAAUCGUACUGUAGUUAAUAUACUGUAGUUAUACUGUAAUUAAUAUACUGUAAUUAAUAUACUGUAGUUAUACUGUAAUUAAUAUACUGUAAUUAAUAUACUGUAGUUAUACUGUAAUUAAUAUACUGUAGUUGAUAUACUGUAGUAUAUUACCUUGCUGGAUCAAGUGCCAGCUGAAUAAUACAUUGGAUGCAGUUAGAAAUUGUAUUGUGUUUAUUAUUAUUAUUUAUAUUCAUAUUCAUAUUAUUCUCAAACUGUGUUGAGGGAACAAUUGGAAUUGAAUACGUCAUCGUGACGCAAAUGUUAAAUGAAGAAAGGAAGGAAAGUUACAGUCCAGAGAGCAAGGAAGGGAAUGCUUAGUUAGAAGUCAUCAAUCAUUUUCUGUGAAAACGGGAGCGGAGCAGCCUGAGGAUUACAGUGUGGAGGUACAGGAACCCACAGAUAAGGCUCCAAGACAAUACAACACAUUAGUGAAUAAUGAGAUGCAGAUUGAUGCUAAUGAACGGUGGGGAAAAACACACACAGCUAGAUUGACUCUCCAUCCCCUCCUCCUCAAAAUGUGUUUGUGUUAUUGUGGCACUGGUUAGAGUCCAGUGAGUGUGUUUUGUUGGUUGUUUUAUGUUUUUUUGGUUUUAUUGCAUUUUUCUUUGUUGUUGUUUAAUUUUGCUUACCCAGAGCCAAAGCCUUAGUAGAAGAACAGCGCCUUUUGUCCCUAGGGUCCAGGUAAACACCUGUCUGACUCACAGACUCACUCUCUUUGGUCUUCGCUCGCCUUUUUCUUUUGCCUUUUUGGUUUCUUCCAUCUUGGAAAAUGCAUACCAGGGAAAUGGCAGCAUCUUUCCCUUGCAGUGCGGUGCAUUCUAUCAUCAUCAUUAUUAUUAUUAUUAUUAUUAUUAUUAUUCAUUGAUACCAUAUAACAUGAUCAUACCGUUAUGCCAGGAGUCUCGACUCUUUGCAUGACUAACUAAUCUAAAGGAAAUAUUUCAGAGAGACACUCUUCCGUUGCCAGAUCCUGUAGCCUACGCUCAACAGCAACAACAAGCUCAAACACAUUGCUCAACAUGUUAGCUGACAUGGGACUUUUAUACCUAGUCAGCUGCAACAGUGCUCCACAUUGGCAAUUAAAGGAGGGUGUCUCCUUAAAUGUUUUAGAAAAACUAUUACAUUUUGUGGGACAAAUAAAUGAGCUUAUUUGUUCUGUGGAACAUGAAACUAGACUGGACCCUCAUCCUCAUUGGCUUGACUCCCUCAGGUCCUGAAUAGGUUGCUAUAACAACAGCGGUCAACAACUGGUAAUCAUGAACACAACGUUUGCCAAAUAUUUAUGUUGACAUUUUUGAAUGGCCGUAAAUGUCAUAUUGCCCCGUGUAGCUCAGUUGGUAGUGCAUGGCGUUUGCAACGCCAGGGUUGUGGGUUCGAUUCCCACGGGGGGCCAGUAUGAAAAAUGUAUGCACUCACUAACUGUAAGUCGCUCUGGAUAAGAGCGUCUGCUAAAUGAUUAAAAUGUAAAUAUUGCAGUUAAAAGUGGGCUAAGAUAACUGUCCCUUAUUUUAAAGCAGAUUUAAAGUAAUCUUUUACCAUUUGAAUUCACUUGAACCAAACAUGCAAGGAGUCUCUAUCUUUCUGUGGGACCUUUUUGAGGAGUUGUCAUUAUUCUGGCUAGCUUGUGAGAGUUGGAGUGUGGAGUACUCAUGUUAUUUGGGAAAUCAUAUUUGUAUAUAGGUCCCAUCAUGUCCUUGUCAAGCAUCAGCUUAGCUUAGAACAAAAUAUAUAUACUGUAUACUGUAUAGGAGUUUCUGGUAUGAUAUGCACUGUUGGUUUCCUCGUUUAAAGGUAGGUGAUGUAUAGCCAACACCUCACACUAUCUGUCAGAUAAGGAGAGGGUGAGAAUGGAAGUCUAUAAAUAGGUGUGUAGUGUACCCUUGGCUCAGCUCCUGGAGGUCGAUCUAUUAGCCUUCUGUAGAAGUAGUGUUAUGCUCUACUUAACCAGGCCAUGCAAUAAUGUCAAUGUAAAUGAUGUAGCCGACUGUACAGGAAAUAUAAGCAGUGUAAUGUAUUACAUCAGGGGUAUCAUUUCAAUUUCAACUUUUCAAGGUGAAUCUGUUGCUUAAGAGUUAUACCAUCAUUCAUAUGGGGGGUACUGUAGUAUGGUCAGAGCGGACUUCAAUGUUGAGGAAGUCUUCCUAGUGCAAGCUGUUUGACCUGAAGGCCCCUACUGCCUAUGUUGUUUGACAAUAUCAGAUCUCCUGACUGAUCUUGUAUGUAUUAAAUGAUUGCUGUUGCUUUUUGUUGCUGCAUGUAUAAAGAGAUAACUGUGGUAGUCAAUGCAAUGAUUUAAGACUCCUCCCGUCAUUAUCUACAUAAGCAAGUAUGGGCAAGAGCUUAGAAGGCUUGAUUUUCCUCUAGUAUUUCAUUUAUUUUCUUUAAACAAAUAUUUCGGUUAUUUUUUAAAAACAAAUAUUUCCGUUGAUUUUCUUUCUUUCAUUUUUUACUUCUAAGUGUUCUCUGUUAUGUCCAUACUUCGCUCUGACAAGUGUGAAGUGUAUUUGAUGCCACUCAUGACAGCAUGAUUGAUUUAUAUGUAUAUUUUAGCUAUACACUGAGUAUCUGACACUGCAUUGCAGGGCUCUACAGGGCGACCAUUUUACUUGCAUAUACGCCAAAUAUUUUGCUCUGCGUCCUGGAAUUGUAAUUUAGGAGCACUAGUACGCCUACAAAAAUUAAGGAUUCUAGGUUUAAUACCUCAAAUAUUUGUCAUUGUGCUCCUAAAUAUCUUUGUGUGCGCCUAUAUUUUUCAACUUACGUGCACAUGUGCUCCUUGUAAAAAGGGUCAGCGUAGAGGCCUGCAUUGUAUUGUAUGUUUCCAAAUACAAUUUCACACCCAAAAGCAGUAAGUGUUCAUUUCAAAGCAUGUUAGUCUAAUUCUCAUGUUGUAAUGGUUCAGAUACCAAGAGCCAGGAUACUGUAGAUAUUAAUAUAGAUACACAUACUGUAUAAUCCUUUCCACACAAACACACCUAGAAAAUGUGGAUAGAGCAGCCGCACGGUAAGAUAUAGGUCAUGCUACAUAGAGUACAUAUCUGCUUUGUGGACACUAUUAAGCUAAUUUAUGCUCUCAUUGUUCAACCUUUGCUACUCUCUUUUCUUGAUAUGAUCAUAUCAUCUCCUUAUUUCCAUAUCUCAACAAACAAGAAUGCUUUUAGUACCCCCCCCCCCCCAUACCCCCCACCCCGCUAAGCAUGUGACCUGCUAAUGCCUAAUAGGUAAACCAGGGGGGGCCAACCCUCCUCCAGGAGAGGUACUGGGUGUGCAGGCUUUUACUCCAGCCCUGCUCUAAUAUAACACAACUCAGUGAUUCUACUAAUCAGCUGCUCACCAUGCAGGACCUUGAUUAGCUGAAUCAGGUGUGUUCGUUAGUUAGUAUAGAGCAGGGCUGGUGCUAAACCCUGCACACCCAGUAGCUCUCCAAGUGGAGGGUAAUGAGGUCACCCUGAUAUAGAGCCCCCCCCCUCCCCACUGGCAGCCCAGUGACCAUGUGACCCUGUUCUGUCCCAUCCAUAGGUCAAACUGUGGUAUGACAAAGUGGGCCAUCAGCUAAUAGUCACCAUCCUGGGAGCCAAGGACCUGCCUUCUAGGGAAGAUGGUCGCCCUAGGAACCCCUACGUCAAAAUCUACUUCCUCCCUGACAGAAGGUAAGAGUAGAGACAGUAACUACGGGAUGAUCUAGCUAGCAGCAUUUCACUUCAUUCCAUCCACAGCCAUUGCUUAGUGGCUAGACCUAUCCUCCAAUAUCCUAAAGUUGCCAUUGGUUGAUUGAUACAGAUAUGGGCUCUCGCAUAAUAGUGGAAUUUAUGGUAAGAAUGUCUGGCUUUAUUUACUUAUCAUUUUUUAUUUAUGGUAAUUGAAUUUGGGGACAUGUCACAUUGCAUUUAAACUGCUACCAUCACAAAGAUCAUCAUAUGUUUUACUCUACAUUUACCGACACCUUCACUGUGCUCAGAGAACCCCUUCUCAGACACAUGGAAGUAAUAAUAGAAAGUUGAACAGGGCUCCAACAUCACUCACUCCCUCACCAGCUCAUCCCAUUGUGCUGUGCUUUGCUGUGUCGUGUUGACCUGUUCGGGAGUCUUUUCUACCAUGGUUGUAAAUAAAAACAGUUUGAAUUAUUGUUCCUCCAGCGACAAAAGCAAGAGGAGAACAAAAACGGUAAAGAAAUCCUUAGAGCCCAAAUGGAACCAGACCUUUAUGUAUUCUCCUGUGCACCGGCGGGAGUUCCGUGAGCGCAUGUUGGAGAUCACGCUGUGGGACCAGGCCAGGGUCAGGGAGGAGGAAAGCGAGUUCCUGGGAGAGGUAAGCCCAUCCAUCUCUUUUUUUUUUCAUAAUAGUUUUCUAUUGUUUUAUGGACAGUGACAGUCAGAAGGUAGAGAAAAAGACAUAUGGUACAGAGGGAGACAGAGAUAAGGGGCUGAGGCGAUAUUCAUAACAGGAGUCGGCAACGCUACCACUUAACCAGACUCAGGCACUCAUCCAUCUCUGAUAUAAUACCAAACAUACCCAUCCAGUCAGGAUUUGGACAGUAACUCUGAUAGCUCAACUAAUCCAACCAAUAGGGUCAAGCUCUUGAUAAAACCCUACAUUCCAUAAGUAGGAUGAUAGGCUACUGGAGGUUGAUGUCAUCGACCCAUCAUACCUACUGUAACAUCAGCACAUACUCACUCUCUGUCCUCACUGCCAAUAGGGUUGCAGAAUUCUGGUAACUUUCCCAAAAUACCCAGGUCUUCCAGAAAUCCCGUUUGGAAUAUUCUGGGGAUCAGGAGGAAAUAAGCAGGAAAUCCAGAAUGUUAAUAAUAAUAAUAAUAUGCCAUUUAGCAGACGCUUUUAUCCAAAGCAACUUACAGUCAUGCGUGCAUACAUUUUUUGUGUAUGGGUGGUCCCGGGGAUCGAACCCACUACCUUGGCGUUACAAGCGCCGUGCUCUACCAGCUGAGCUACAGAGGACCACAUGUUCCAAUCAGGAUUUCUGGAAAACCUCAUAAAAAAUGUUUUAUGUCGGGCCAGGCGUGUGGAGGUCUUGAUCUGAGUCCAGUUAUCAGUGGCUAGUGUGUUGAGGACUGUGAGUGUUUGUGUGUGUGUGUGCAUGCAUGUGUGUUUGUAUGUGUGGUGUGUGUGUGACGUUGGUGUGUUUCUUCUUUAGAUCCUGAUAGAGCUGGAGACAGCCCUGCUGGAUGAUGAGCCUCACUGGUACAAGCUGCAGACCCACGACGUGUCCUCCAUGCCCCUACCCCGCGCCUCGCCCAACCCCCAGCGCAGACAGCUCCACGGAGAGAGCCCCACGCGGAGGCUACCCAUACAGAGUAGGUUACCCCUCCGCCCUCACAUCCAUAACCUGUAUACUAGUUUAUACUAGAACUGUGAAGGAAAGCUCCUGUCUGUUCGAGCCCCAAACCUCAGGAUAGGGAAUGAGACAUGAGUGGCGAACCAACCGUCCAUUUCGUAAGACAUGCACUGUGAAAAGUGACAGAAAGUCAGAUAAUUUUGAAAAGCCAAUAUGGUGGCAGGCAGGUGCCCUGUUACCAACUGUCUUUGCCUGUCUGCCAAAGCCUGAAGGAUUUAUGAAGUAUUUAUUACUGUUAGUAUGUUGAUACGGUGUUGUCUGUUUUCUUAUCCCUCUCAACUCAACCUGAUACUUACAGAAAAAGGCCCGUAUUCGUACAAUUCAGGUAACGGCCCCCGCAUGUUGUUCCAUGCUGCUCUCGUCACUGAGCUCUCUCUCCACUCAGUGUUGCUGUUCACACGAAGACUCCUUCUCUCCCCUCUGCUUCAGUCCUAUUGCACUGUUCUCUACCUCCAGUGUUCUCUCAUGCCACUCCUCCAUUAGCUAUCUCACAAUUCCCUUCGAUCCUCGCUAUGCUCCCUCUCCGCUCCACCUCAGUUCUUAGACAAGAUGGCCACCUCAUGGUCAGCCUCAGACCCGGCAGGUUUCUGUUUCCCAGUCCAGAUCCUGGUGAUUUAGCUAUAUCAAAGAGCUCUAUCCACUCCUCUGUUUAUCAUUUGAAUAUGUUGACCACUUGUUUUCCCAGUGCAAUGCAUUGUCUCAUCUCCCGCCCGAUGCCAACAUUUUCCCUUUGAAAAAUAUUAUGAUAAUUAUUCUGGUUUUUGUUCUUCUUCUCCUUGGCUUGUGUCUGUGUCUCUGUUGUCUGUUGGGUGUGAACUUGUAUUUGCACUUGACUUGACAUAUUUCUAAUGUAUGUAACCGGCACAUGUAUUUCCAAUGUUAAGGCUUGAGAUUAUUGACAGUGAUAGCUGAGUUUUACAAUUUUUACGGGGUGUUUGUGCGUGUUUGUGUGUGUGUGAGGUGAAAGAGCUGACCGCUCUAAAACAGGAGCAUUAAAACAGUUUCUGCCCAUCUGAGAUGUGAGGGAGAGAGAGAGAGUGUGUGUGGUGUGAGAGAGAGAGAGAAGAGAGAGAGAGAGAGAGAGAGGAGAGAGUAGACUUCUCGAGAGCGAGGAGACAUAGAGUCGCGCUGAGUGAGCAUGCCCCGAGGCUCCGCGCUCUCGCAUCGCUCGACGCGCCCCCUGCUAGCCUCUCUGUCUCGUCUCGACGCGAGAUCGAAUCCCCUCUAUCCUCUCCUGCUCUAGACUAUCGACCCUCUUUGAGUUUAGAUUGAUGCUCUAGAGCGCUGCCAGAAUGCAGCUCUUGUCAUUUCUGUAAAAGCCCAAGUGUCCAGUUGAUUUAAGUUGACUGAACAGUGAAGAAGUCAGAAAAGCAGCCAAGUUUAGAGUGAGUGUGGGACGACUCGGAAAGAGGGAUGAGGGAGGGAGGGAGUUGUUCUGAAGACGGUUGAGACGGUAGAAUACCUCUCAGACUCGAUCUUCAGAUGUACAUUGAAUGAUUGAAAUGUCAGUUCAAAGCACCACCGUGAAAAACAUGGAAGCUAUUGCCAAUUAGGCUAGAUGGAGAGGACCACACAACAUUGUUUACAUCACAUCCAACAUCAUGUCUCACACUAUUAUAUGUUACAGUUGUUCUCUUUAAAUUCUACUUUAUAUCACAUUAUAGCUAAAAUAGGCAGCUCCCACGUUGGUGGGUAAAACCAGAAGAGGCAGACUUAUAUUUCUGGAGAGUAUAUGUAGGUCUUGGUUGACUCCUUGGUUGUAAAGUGUGGUCAGUAAUGGUCAGUGUAAGAACGUGACUUUGAGAUACAAUAUAAUACUGUUAAAUAGUGUUCUAAAAAUAAAUAGUGUUCUAUUUCUGUGUCUGCGGCUUUCCCUGACUAUGUCCAGGACUGGAGCAUUGGUCUAGACCAACUGGACAUCACUGGUGACAGCUAGGCCACAGAGCCAUGGUCUGACCAGGGUAAGAGGACAGACCCUGCAGUAAACUAACCUCUAUCCUUCUCUUCUCUUCUUUCUUCAUCUCUCCUCCAGGAUCUCAGAGAAUCAGCGACAGUGAGAUCUCUGACUAUGACUGUGAAGAUGGUGUUGGUGUUGUGUCAGGUAAGAUACUACUGACAGAGUCACACAUGAAUAAUAAUCAUAGUCGCUCACAGUAUAAUGUUGAUGCAGCUAACGCAGGGGUAAACAGUAUAUGAACAUACAGCUGUAUGUAUGUCUAUGUACUGUAAUGUAUCAUAUUAUGUUUUAGAAGAAGGUAGCUAGCUAAGAUAUUGCAGCAGCUCUAUAAGGAGCAGUGAGUUUCUUUUCCUUCCCUCUGCACUACAGUAGCUAGCUGCUCUCCUGUACGCAGGCAGCAGGCGCCCACGCUAGUCGCAGCCUGACGCUGCUGCACUUCAAAUGAGAGGCUGUUGCGAGAGAGAGAGAGAGAGAGAGAGAGAGAAGAGUCAGCGAGAUAGAGAGAGAGAGAGAGAGUAGCGACUAGAGAGAUCCGGAGUGAUGAGAGAGAUCAUUAGCUGAGAUAGAGGAGUAGGAGAGAGAGAGAAGAGAGGAGAGAGAGAGAAGAGAGCGAGAGUGUUUAGCGAGAGAGAUUAGCGAGAAGAUGUUUAGCGAGAGAGGAUCUGCUGAGAGAGAUUAUAUAGACUACUCUGAUUGUUAUCGAGAUUGUUAGCGUUAGCGAGCGAGAUAGAGUCUAGAGACGAGAGAAGAGAGAGAGCUGCGCUCCUAGAGAGAGAGAGAGAGAGAGAGUUACUGUAGCAGGCGAGGCAGAACCCAGACAGCUGUGUGUGUAAUAGAUGAGGAGGAAACCCUCCCACCUCUGUAACAUUCUCAUCAGUCCCCCUCUCUCACAUCACAGCCUCCUCCCUCACUACGCCCACGAUGUCCCUUCACUCAGUGGGAAUACCCCUCUCCUCUAUCUUCUCUCUUUCUCUCUUUCUCUCUCCUCUCCUACCUCUCCCCUCUCGUUUCCCCUCGCUCUUUCUUCUCUCUCUCUCUCUCUCUCCUCACCCUAUCUUCUCUUCCCUCCACCCUUGUUUCCCAGAGAUUUUUAUAAUCCCCUUUCCUCCUAUCUUCUCCAUAUCAAACUACUGAUACUAUACUAAGGGAGAAGAGAUGAUACAUUUUCACAGGAAUAAAAUAUUGAUUGGUUUUGUCCUCUUGUCUCUUUUAGUAGUUUCUCUUCUCCCUGAAUUGAGAUGUCACUGCUGUGGUUUUAACUAAGUGAAGCUGUGAUGCAGUCACUCUUCUCUGCUGGUUAUGUCCUGUUAAUUAAGAUCUGAGGUUUUCUCCUCUAUAUAUAUAUAUGCUUAACACACAGUUUCUAGUCAUGUGUGAAGCGGCUUGUCAAGAGAACCAAUGAAUUACAUUUGGGUUGUGCACGCAAGGCAAGCUGAUUGCAGAGCUGGGUAUUUAGCUAACCCAGUGUUGGGCAGAUGUUAGAUAGUGAAAUGUAAUGAUGUCAGGUGGAAUUGGUUUAAUGUUUCUCUAUUGUUUCCACUAUAGUAAAUAUGUAUGCUGUAGUGUUAUGCAGGACUUGAUUGUGAAUCAUUUUAACAUAAUAUUCAUGCACAUAAUACUGUCCUUUUAUGUUAACAGGGUUCCUUCUAUGCAUAAUUUGAAGGAAUUCAGGUUUCACAAUGCAGCAAACUCACUUUCAAACAUAUUUCUAAGAGAAAAUCAAAUUAUUUGGAGAUAAUUUAUAAAAGUAUAAAAGUAUCAGACUAAAGUAGCUGUGAAGGUGAACUUUUCCUCUCAUAUUUCAUAACGUCUUGUGUUUCCUUCCUAAUCCUACCUUUGAUUCACGGUUACGUUUAACUCAUUUUAAUGUGCUAUACACUCUAUUGAAUAUUAAUCAACGUUAAUAGUGCAAAGCGUUGACCUUAACCAUGGCUCCUGGCCAUGGAUGAUUAUUGAAUAAUGAACUCAUUCAAGUUCUAUGGACUAAUCAGUCUAGCAGGGAAAAGUCAUUAUAAUGUUUCUGAUUUUUGAAAGCUAUUUUCAUGUUUAAUGCAAAAAUGUUAACCGCAAUGACUUGAAUCACAUGAACAUCGAUUUGAGACCAAGCCCUCAUUUAUUUGAAUAUAGAGAGCCUCAGCAUUUUGAAAAUUGAAAGCCAUCAACCAUUAUGCCACUGUGUGCAACUUCUGAAAAGUUUGAAAGAAUCCUCUGAAAAUGAAUGUUAAGAAACCUAAAUAAUUUUUGUUAUGCUAGGUGAACUGCUAAACCAUAUUUUAUUACCGUUGACAGUAUGGUCGUUAUUUGAAGCAGUGUGUAUGGUCAAUAGGGAGGAAAGGUUGUAGCCUGGUACCAGAUCAGUUUGUGCUGCCUUGCCAACUAGACAAGACAGUACACACAGAUCUGGGACCAGGUUAGAAAGGCUGUGCUCAGAACAAUGAGUCUGUCUCUGAAUGACUUCUGACAUCUCUCGCUCUCUCUCUCUGUUUCUCUCUCUCUUUCUCUCUCUGUUUCUGUCUCUCUCUCUGUUUCUCUGUUUCUCUCCCUGUUUCUCUCUCUGUUUUUCUCUCUCUCUCUCGCUCUCUGUUUCUCUCUCUUUCGGUCUCUCUCUUUCUGUUUCUCUCUCUGUCUCUCUCUUUCCCCCUCUCUAUCCAGACUACCGGCAGAACGGCAGGGACCUACAUAGUUCCACGUUGUCUGUCCCCGAACAGGCGAUGUCAUCCAACCACUGCUCGCGGUCGGCAGAUAUGAACCGGGCGCGGUCGCGGUCUCCCAGCGUCCCCCCUCCACAGAGGUAACUCCCCCACCUCACUUAUCCCCCAUCUAGCCCAGCAUCCCAAGUUGUAUCCCUUACACAAAAACAAACAGUAUGUGCCAAACUGCACCAUACUGGGAACUGAGAACCACAACUGAUAUCAGAGGUUGUCCUUUAAGUGGUAUCUCUGUGAUAGUUGUCUUGAUAGUAGAAUGUUUAACCCAAAUAACCGCACUGGGAUCUCACUCACACUGACAGUGAUAGCAUUAAGGUGAGUAGGUGCAUCCCCGAGCCACUAGGAGACACUGUGGGGAGUUUGUACUGUGACUGUACAGUACUAGGGGGGUGAUCCAGUGAUUCUGUUGUAUACAGCAGAAGUCUGGACCCCGGCUAUGACAUUGACCCCGCGUCGUCUCAGUACAGCUCCUCCAGUAGAGUGGACCGGCGCAGUGUGUCCGAUGACCACCACUCACCUGACAGGUAGAUAUACCUGUCUCACACAGCUUGACACAGCUUGACACAGCCUAACACAGCCCCACACAACCUCACACAGCCUCACACACCAGCUCCUGCAGACAACACAACCAACUGGGACUGACAGGGUUCCAACCCGGGAUGUCUGCGAGCCACAAGGCUGUGUAACUGUUAGACCUCUGAGCUAAAGGCAUUAGCUCUGGAGCUAACCCAAAUGUUCAGGUCUCAGGCACGGUUACUAAUCACAUGAGCGUGGUUUCACUGAACUGCCUCUGUUACACAACCAUACACCUGUUUAAUCUGCCUGAUGCUUUCACACCUAGAACUGCUAUACGGAUAUCUCACAAGUGCUCACAUGUCAACCUGUCCCUUUCCCUAAAACGUCCUAUGAACUCAAAUCUCCUCUCUGAUGUCCUGCAAUCGGUGGAUCUUAAAUUAACCUCUUCUCUUCUUUGUGUUCAAAUCCUGUUGCCUUAUUAAUACUGAGCGGGGACCAUUAACUCCGGUGCUCAGACUCAUUAGAAUCACAAUGUGUGCAUCCCAAAUGGCACCCUAUUCCCUAUAUAGUGGACUACUUUUGAACAUGUUGUGUUAGUCGAAUGUACGGGAUACGCAUGGUAUACAUGGUCCAACGAAAUGCUUGCUUGCAGGUUCCUUCUGGACAAUGCAACAACAAUAAGAAAUAAGGAAAGAUAAGGACAGGGCUCUGGUCCAAAGUAGUGCGCUAUGUAGGGAAUAGGGUGCCAUUUGGGACGCAACCCAUACAACUACAUUUUAAACACAGAACAAUUGACUAGAGGUUAUAGUAGAUAAUUAUAUAUGGAUAGAUUAUAGUCACCAUAUAACUAGAAUGUAAAUGCAUGCCAAUAUACUGUAGAUAGAUUACAGUGACCAUAGAACCAAACACAUUCCAAUCACCCUUUAAUGAGUGUAGUAAUAGAGUUUAAUAGCAGCUGUUAAUCUGUGAGAGGGAACUAAACUACAGUAUAACACCACUGUCUCUUCUACUGUUCCUCUUCACUGGAGCCUUUUGCUGUACCCCAUAUGGCAUCUUAUUCCCUAUAGAGUGUUCUACUUUUGUCACGUUCGUUGAAGGACAGGACAGACCAAGGCACAACGUGAUAUACGUACAUGUUUAUUAACGUAAUAAACACUCGACAAAACAAUAAACGAAACGAAACGUGAAGUCCAAGGUAGCACACACAACAUAGGAACAAGAUCCCACAACCCACUAGUGCCAAUAGGCUGCCUAAGUAUGAUCCCCAAUCAGAGACAACAAGCUACAGCUGCUUCUGAUUGGGAACCACACCGGCCAACAUAGAUCUACACAUAAUAGAUCGAAACAAAGAAAACACACAACAAAGAAUAUACACACCCUGACUCAACAUUUAAGCGUCCCCUGAGUCAGGGCGUGACAGUACCCCCCCCCAAAGGUGCGGACUCCGACCGCACAACAUAAACAUAACAGGGUAGGGGCCGGGUGGGCAUUCCGCCUCGGAGGCGGAUCUGGCUCGGGGCGUGACGACCUCUCACUCUCCGCCUCCCUGUUGCGCCCCUGGUCUGGUCUGGACCUCGGCGCGCUGCUUCCCCUCUCCUUCCUCCCACGAUACGCCAGGCCCUGUCUGGACCCUGGUGUGGGAGACCCCGAACCUGGAGAGGGGCUGACGUCAUGGUCUGGACUGGAGCCGCUGACCGGAGCUGGACUGGGCACCGGUGGAGCGGACUGCUCUGGCUCCGGAGUGGAGCCGCUGACCGGAGCUGGACUGGACCCCGGUGGAGCGGACUGCUCUGGCUCCGGAGUGGCGCAGCUGACCUGAGCUGGAUCAGGCACCGUUGGAGCGGACUGCUCUGGCUUCGGAGUGGAGCAGCUGACCGGAGCUGGAUCAGGCACCGGUGGAGCGGACUGCUCUGGCUCCGGAGUGGAACAGCUGACCGGAGCUGGAUCAGGCACCGGUGGAGCGGACUGCUCUGGCUCCGGAGUGGAGCAGCUGACCGGUGCCGGUCCAGGCACCGGUGGAACGGGCACGGACCGUGCCGGACUGGACAAACGCACCACUGGUCUGGUGAGAGGAGCAGGCACGGGCCGGACCUGACUAGGAACACGCACCACUGGCUUGGUGCGAGGGGCAGGAACGGGCCGGACUGGCGACGCGCACCACUGGCUUGGUGUGAGGAGCAGGCACGGGCCGGACCUGACUAGGAACACGCACCACUGGCUUGGUGCGAGGGGCAGGAACGGGCCGGGCCGGACUGGCGACGCGCACCACUGGCUUGGUGCGUGGAGCAGGAACAGGCCGGGCCGGGCUGGCGACGCGCACCACUGGCUUGGUGCGAGGAGCAGGAACAGGCCGGGCCGGGCUGGCGACGCGCACCACUGGCUUGGUGCGAGGAGCAGGAACAGGCCGGGCCGGGCUGGCGACGAGCACCACUGGCUUGGUGCGAGGAGCAGGAACAGGCCGGGCCGGGCUGGAGACGCGCACCACUGUCUUGGUGCGAGGAGCAGGAACAGGCCGGGCUGGCGACGCGCACCACUGGCUUGGUGUGAGGAGCAGGAACAGGCCGGGCCAGGCUGGCGACGCGCACCACUGGCUUGGUGCGAGGAGCAGGCACAGGCCGGGCCGGGCUGGCGACGCGCACCACUGGCUUGGUGCGAGGAGCAGGAACAGGCCGGGCCGGGCUGGCGACGCGCACCACUGGCUUGGUGCGAGGAGCAGGAACAGGCCGGACCGGACUGUGAAGGCGGACUGGAGGUCUGGAGCGGAGAGCUGGCACAACCCGUCCUGGCUGGCUGCCCACUUUCGCACUACAUGUGCGGGGCGCUGGCACAGGACGCACUGGGCUGUGCACGCGCACUGGCGAUACAGUUCGUAGAACUGGCGCAGGAUAUGCGGGACCGAGGAGGCGUACUGGAGACCAGGAGCAUUGAGCCGGCACACCCCGUCCUGGCUGGAUGCCCAUCUUCGCACGGCACGUGCGUGGUGCAAGCACAGGACGUACAGGACUGUGCCGGCGCACUGGCGACACAGUACGUAGCUCCGCAUAACACGGAGAUUGCCCAGUCAUACGCCUCUUCGCGUGAGUACGGGGAGUUGGCUCUGCUCUAACCCUAGGCUCCGCCAACUACCCCGUGUGCCCCCCCCAAAAUUGUUUCUUGGGGCUGCUUCUCGGGCUUCCUCAUUGACCGGCCUCCUCCGUGUUGCCGUUGCUCCUCUCCUGUCUGGGCAUUUACCUUAGCCCAUGGUCCUCUCCCCGCAAAUAUCUCUUCCCAUGACCACAAAUUGCCCACCUGUGACAUGGCUACUCGCUCCGCCUGGGCACGCUGCUUGGUCCUCGUUUGGUGGGAUCUUCUGUCACGUUCGUUGAAGGACGGGACAGACCAAGGCGCAGCGUGAUAUACGUACAUGUUUAUUAACGUAAUAAACACUAGACAAAACAAUAAACGAAACGAAACGUGAAGUCCAAGGUAGCACACACAACAUACCUUACAAGGAACAAGAUCCCACAACCCACUAGUGCCAAUAGGCUGCGUAAGCAUGAUCCCCAAUCAGAGACAACGAGCUACAGCUGCCUCUGAUUGGGAACCACACCGGCCAACAUAGAUCUACACAUAAUAGAUCGAAAACAUAGAAAACACACAACAAAGAAUAUACACACCCUGACUCAACAUUUAAGCGUCCCCUGAGUCAGGGCUUGACAACUUUUCACCAGAGCCCUAUGAUUCUUGGUCAAAAGUAGUGCACUAUGUAGGGAAUAUUGUGCCAUUUGUGACACAUCCUGUGUUUGCCUGGGGCCAUGUGGUGUUAUGAUGUUCCUUCCUCCACCACGCCUGAGACUAUAGUAAUAGAAUCUCUAGAAUGGACAACCCCACUCAAGUCAUUACCCAUCAGUGUACUGUCAAAUUGCUGUGGUCUGAGGGGCCUUUCCCAUUCUAGUCAUACUGUUUCUAUGGCAGUGCCAGACAGGUCCCGCUACAGCACCAACACCAGCCCAGCGUCUCAGACAUACAGCUCAGCCUUGGCACAGUUCUCUUCUCCUUACUUACUUACCUCCUCCCAUCGUCCAAUUAAGUUGAUUUGAUAUUUCUGAGGCGAGGAUGGUUGAGGCAGUCUAAAUCAGGGCCAGACACAGGAAAUGCACUUAUCUAGAUUGUGUGUGACAGACAGUUGCUCACUAAGACUGUAUUUCAGCUUCUCCUUAAUCAACUACUGCUGUUAUUUAUUGAAAACAGUCGAAAAUUAGGAAACAGGAAAUGAGUCAUAUGUGUACCAAAUUGCACCCUAUUCCCUAUAAAGUGCACUACUUUUGACUAUAGCCCUAUGGGACUGGUCAAAAGUAGUGCACUGUAAAGGGAAUAGGGUGCCAUUUGGGAUGCAUUCAUAGAUCAUUUGGAAAUGACCCAGUCUACCUCUAAAUAAUAAUAAUACUUUCUUACAUCAUUAUUUUUGGGAAUUUACAUUUUUGAGAGGUUGUUUAUAUUGUGUUAUUUUGUUUUGAAAUCCAACAACAUAUGGAUGUACUUUAUUUUGUUUUUCAGUUUAUGUUGUAAAGUUGAUGUACAGACAUUUGGACAGUUAGGGGGCCAUUCCUGAAUUGGAUUGUGAAUCCCAUACAGUAACACCAACAACGUUCAGUAUCUUACAAGGUUUGGUUUGAAUCCACUGUGCAGCAUGUGUGUUACAGUACGAACAGUAAGUUAGGAGCGCCUCAUCAUGCAUCGCAAUGGGUUUUCUAACCUGAGGAAGGACUGCACCAACAUCCUCUCCUUCUCUCCUCCAACACUGUACCGCCAACCCCCCCCCCCCCCCCCUCUCUCUCUCUCUCUCGCUGUGUCUCUCUCAUGCUAUCUCUCUCCCCGUGUCUCUGUAUCGCUAUCUCUCUCUCUCCUGUGUCUCUCUCUCGCUAUCUCUCUCUCUCUCUCUCUCUCUCCCUGUCUCUCUCUCUCUCUCUCCCUCUCUCUCUCUCUCUCUCCCUGUGUCUCUCUCUCGCUAUCUCUCUCUCUCUCUCCCUGUGUCUCUCUCUCACUAUCUCUCUCUCUUUCCCAGUGUCUCUCUCCCGCUAACGCUCUCUCUCUCCCUGUGUCUCUCUCUCGCUCUCUCUCUCUCUCUCCCUGUGUCUUUCUCUCACUAUCUCUCUCUCUCUCCCUGUGUCUCUUCUCUCUCUUUCUCCCUCUCCUCCCUCCCCAUUCAGCCCCAUCCAACCAUGUCUCUGUUCUCUCCCUUCAUGUCUCGCAGCCAUUUUCUCACCCUACCUCGAUCCAGACGCUGUCAACCUAGUGAUGAUCAUCAGAAGGAAUCCAGGUAGACCCUUACCUGACAGUGCAUGUUCCUCCCUCCCUCCCACCCUCCACUCCGUCCCCUGUCUGUCUGUAGGAAGCUGCUGGCCUAUCAAGCUUCAAGCCUGUGUUGGUUUAAUGGCAAUGGCACACAAACCUAUUCACUUCACAUCCCAAGCCAAUGCCAUUGACGACACAACGUGUGGUGUGGUGUGGGCAGCCAGGUAUAUAUUUCUCCCUUCCAGGACAAAUAUACUGUAUAUGCAUCAGUGUAGUGUGUGGCCUUUUGUAGAAAAAAAGGUGCUAUCUAGAAUCUAAAAGGGUUAUUUUGCUGUCCCCGUAGUAGAACCCUUUGAAUAACCCGAUUAGGCUCCAUGUAGAACCCUUUCCCCAGAGGAUUCUAUAUGGAACCCAAAAUAGUAUUUGUUAUCUUAGAUUGUACCUUGAGAUAUACCUCAAAGAAACUAGCCUGUCAAUACUGUGAAAUUGAUGUGUCCUGUGGUUUGUGAAGAGUUGUCCAGCAGAGGUAGUUACCCCUGCCCAGUGUCCACCCUGUGUUGUACCAGUGUAUAUGACGGUAUAUGAAUCCUAUAUAUCUGAUAUACAGUCCUUAUGAUGGCUACCCAUCCACAGCGGUCAAGGUGGAUGUUGUGUUUGGAUCAAACCACAAGAGAAUAGUAGAGGUACAGAGAGUUGGUGCGCCCCCAUCAACUGUCCCCUUAACAGUCUACAGAGAGUUGGUGCGCCCCCAUCAACUGUCCCCUUAACAGUCUACAGAGAGUUGGUGCGCCCCCAUCAACUGUCCCCUUAACAGUCUACAGAGAGUUGGUGCGCCCUCAUCAACUGUCCCCUUAACAGUCUACAGAGAGUUGGUGCGCUUCCAUCAGUUGUCCCCAGGGUCAUGUGAAUACCAGGUUCCGUCCACAGGUUCAUGACCUUCUCUCACUCUGUCCCACCUGACCAACCUGGUGUUAAGGUAUUCUUAAAACACACAUUGACUCCCUCUGACCGCUCUCUUUUCGCCAGCCGCAACCACCGCAUAUCCAACAUCAGUCGAGAAGAGGCAGUCAGGUUACUGCGCUCCACUAGGAUGUCCCGAGCCCACUCUGAGGGCGCGUACUCCUCCUCUGCUUCCUUCGACUAUGACUACAAGAGGUAUUCACAUUACAGUGUCUCUACGUAUAUAUCCACAGUCAGCCAUUUUGUGGGUCUUUUUCUCUGUAGUCGUCUGUAUGACAUUAACAUUUUUCUAUGUGAUUGUAAAAGGUGAUGAACCCCCACGUGAUAUCCUGGGUGAUAUCUGGUUCUGGAGCAUGUCAUCACAGCUCUGCUCAAGUUGUGUACUAGACCCAUAAACAACACAACUGCCUCCGAUUACUGUGUAAUAUUGAGGCUGCUGCGAGCUAUCGUGUCUCGACAUCAGUUGUGACACGUAUCGUACUCUGUUGAUGUUUUGUUGUCAUGCCUACUAGUCUACCAUCAGUGGUUGUUUUGGUGAUGACUGGUGUCCUGUUUGUAUCUGGGUAAAUAAAGGUUGGUAGCUCUGAUGCUCAGCUCUGCAGGUAAUAUAAGGGCUGCAUUGAACAAAAGGACACAUGGCCUUUUGAUGCUGCUGGUGGUAAUGGGCUGUUUACCUUACCUUUAUUAAUGCAUGGUUGUCUCUAACAUUACCCCCACCAUCUUGGAUGGCCUGGAUUAUUAUUAACAGUGGUUAACUGUAUGUCUGCAGUUGGUAUUUUAUCUGGCCCUCUCUGUCCUCUUCAAACUAUGUCGUUUUCAUUCUGAUGAAGGCCAAUAUGGCCGAAAAGGUCAAUACCACUAGAAUAAAGGAUAUUUUUAUAAUCUCAAGAACGAGAACUAUGCCUAGCCAUUCUCCUCAUGCUGACUCUCAGAGGGUCUGUCUGUUUCUCUUCUGUUCUGGACCUGACUGACUUUCUCUAUGCUAAGAGUGCUAAGUAUGGGAAGCUCAGCCUUGCCCCAUUCCCAGGCUGUGCCAGCACUAUGAUGGCCUAGGUUCAGGUUCAGGUUCCCCCAGGUGUGUGUGCCAGGCCCAAUGUUGUGAUGUGCCAGUUCAGCGGGCUGGGCCGAGCCGGGCACUCCCAAAUGAUGCCCUAGUCCUUAUAUAGUGCACUACUUUUGACCAGAGUCCUAUGGGAACUGGUAAAAUGUAGUGCACUAAAUAGGGAAUAGGUUGUCAUUCGGAACGCAACAUCACACUCUCAGCACCCCCCUGGAGUAAUGCUGCAAAUAGCUCCUCCUGGGUUCCCAUCGCUGCCAUCUGGCUGUCAGUCAAAAACGACACGCCGUGCAUUUUCUCUCCAGCAGAAAAAAACGAUGAGUCGUCAGAACUGAGGCAGCGCAACUGACUUUAUUCAAGUGUCACAAAGUUUCCCUGAGCGAGGCCGCGGCCCAGAUAGCUUCUCUCUCUCUCUCUCUCUCUCUCUGUCUGUCUGUAGAUUGGCAGGGAGAUGAAUGGUUCUCACGUCCUAUGGCAGUCACACAGUCACAGAGGAAAGGUGAGGAGAAUAAAUGUCCCUUCCGCUUCCAUUCCAACUGUGUGUCUUCUCUUUCUGCUAUAUUCAGACAGAUUAGGAGAGAGAGAGACAGAGACAGAGGGAGAGGGAGAGAGAGAGGGGAGAGAGAGAGACAGAGAGGGAGAGUCAGAGAGAGAGAGAGGAGUGGCUCAGAGCCCCGGGUGAGUCGCUGGGGCCCGUGAGGCCCCUGAGAAUGGGCCCCUGCCAGCACAGUAGAUCUAGACAGUGACCUUGGAUAGAAGCCAUGCUCCUCACACAUGAUUGGCUGUAGAACUAGAAAGCAAAGUAUUUGUCUGUGUCCCAAAUGGCAUCAUAUUCCCUUUAUAGUGGACUGCUUUUGACCAGGCCCAAUAAGGUUGAGAUGGCAAGUCUAUAUUGUGGGGGACUUCAUAUUGUAGCUACUUCAGUAGAUGUAUAGUUUUAGUAGGAGUAGUGCAGUGGUAAGCAACGUAAUAACAGUGUAGAUGUUACAUAGAUGCAUAUAUGUUACAGUAGCACUGGUGCUGUUGUAGAUCUAACUAGAGUUUUAAUGUUUCUACUGUGCAACAAAGGUGUGCAAAAUAUUAUCAGAGUAUAUACUAACCACGCCAGACUUGGGCUGUUUGAGUUAAUAUUUAGACUGGGUUGAAAUCCCAAGGGAAUAUUCUGAACGGUAGAGAGAGAGAGAGCAGAGCUAUGGUUCUAUGGUGUACUACAGUAUCCAUCACAACACACCUCUAGUAACUAACAAGUUGUUUGAUUCUGACAUCUCCUUUACUGUUCAAAGCCAUCAAUCCCUGGACGUAACGACCUGAGGAUCGUAGACCACUAAUGAUUAUGAUGAUGGUCACCAUCGUUAAAGUCUCAGGCAACGUAAGGUCAUUCACUGGCUGAUGAAGUGGCUGUGUUGCGAUUGGCUGGUGUAGAACAGGAGUGACCCGAACGCUGUGUUGCGAUUAGCUGCUUUACAACAGGAAGCAGGAAGCAUAGCCUCUGCUGGACAACUUUCCACUCAAUUAACAUUCACUAUUUUAAUGUGCUGCCACCGUGUUCUCAGUGUUUUGUGUUUUUGACUUUGCAAAUGCUGCUCAUGUCAGAUGAUAAUCCACAUCUGGUCAAAAUAAGGUAUUUUUCUUGAUGAGCAUUUGCAAUGACAAUGAUAUGUCUAACUGAUGUGACCUGAUCUUCAAGAUAUACACAUGCUAUUGAGAGGUAAUAACACUUAUUGCCUAUGAAGAUGCUUAUGGAACAACACACAACAAAACAACAGAAUAUUCUUGUUUUUUAUUGUACAUAAUGAUACUGUGUACAUGUGUAUGCAUGUGAAAUGCAUUUUAUUCCAUUUUAUUUCCAAACUGCUCAAAGUGCCAAAAAUAUAUUUUCUUGGUCUUUUUCCAACUGCAUUUCAGUUACAUUUUACAAUGGCAGGGCGGCGACAGCUUCAGGCAUGUACCGUGCAGGAGUAUUGUAAGCUAGUAGGCUGAAUGGAAACCAACCAACACAUGCUAUUCCACUAUUCUCUCACAUCUCAUUCCAAAGGGCCUCCCACUCACUCACUCACUCAGUCACCUACCACAGAUGAGGGACACAUUGUCCCCUGCCUGUCCCUGUCCCUGUCCCUCCCUGUCUCACCACAUACCACUGCUACGCCCUGUUCCUACUCUACUGUAGGUGCCAGCAGGUCCCUCUGGGGCCCAGCCCAGGGACCCAGGCCAUGCAGCACUCUGCUGUAUCAUAUCACCUGAUCAUCAUCAGCAGCUCCACUGAGCCCCCUCCUUCCUUCCCUUCUCUCAAUAACGUGUUGCAGGAACCACGGAGCCGUUGAUAGGCAUGAGUAUCACAGCAGGUCCAGGUCAGCUGACCAGCGUCCCGCGCUAGAGCGCACCACCACCUCCCGCUCGCGGUCCACGGAGCGGCCCGACUCCGCCCUCAUGAGGUCCAUGCCGUCUUUACCCUCCGGACGCUCCGCCCCUCCCUCACCUGCCUUAACGAGGUGACCAGACAGACACGUCUACAGGAGGCUGGUGUCAUUUUAAAUCAGACGACGGGUUCAUUGUAAUGGCUGGAAUGGAGUGAAUGGGAUGGAAUCAAACACAUGCGUUUGAUGUGUUUCAUACCUUUCCAUUUCUGCCAUUGCAGCCAUUAAAAUGAGCCCAUCCUCCGAUUUCUCCUCCCACCAGCCUCCACUGCAUAGCUACUGCCCCACCAAUCCAAAGAAUAACCAACAACCACCACCCACCCCUCUCUCUGCCUGUCUCACUGCAACCAACCACCACCCACCCAGCAUCCAAUCAGCAUCCAGCCAGCUCACCACUUUAUCAUUUACACCCCCCCACCCCUAAAGCAACGAAUGGUGCUGCAUUUCCUUCCCCAUCCCAGACUGGUAGUAGACUAGAUACUAACUCUUUUCGUUUUUGGAACACACUACUUAUACAGUACUUUGACUGAGUAUAGUAGUGCUGGACCACAAUUGUGAUUUUCUUUCUUUACUAACAUGACCUAUUAUUAUCCAGUAAUUACAUUCUUUAUUCCAGUUUUUAUUUUUAUUUUUUAAUUUUUUUGUAGACCAUCAGAUCGCAUGGUCGCAUUGGUCCACAUUGAACGAACGCCCAUGGGUGCUGUCCUCACUCUUUCCUUGCAGCUUGAUGGGUCGAGUGAAACAUGCGAUUCAUCACCUUGCAACUGAUGCUACAUUAUCUCUAGCAUGUCAUGUGCCAAAUGUAAUUGUUUAUGUGCUUUAGAGUUCACCGACUGAACAGGUUAAGGUACCAGUACACCUUUCGAUACAAGCCAUUUUCGGGCAAUAACUUUUAGUCAUUAGAAAAUUAAGUGAUAAUUCAAGCUACAGUAUUAAAUGGAUGCUUCUACAUAGCCUGACUUCAAAACAUAUUCUCAGAAGCCCUUUUGAAUACAGAUUUGUUUAGCAGACACACAUGCUCAACUGGCAGAUGCUGUAAAAACAUAAUAAAAGUCUUAUGGGACAAAGAAUAUCUGUUGAGAAUACGUUCAAUACGAUAGAUUUUUUAAAAUACACUACAGAAAGUAAAAGGCAUUUAGUUAUUAACUUGAUCAGUUAAUUGAUCAGGUAAGUGUCCAGCUUUCACCGAUCCAACAACAUGGCAGCAUCCCUGGUUGAGCAUGGACAUGAUUGUUCACAACAUGUCCAGUAUAUAUAUGAACUGACAUAUAUAUGUGUUUGAUACAAUCUUUUUCCCAUGUUUGGUUCAUUAGCAACCCAAGUAGACAGUAUUAGUUUGUUUGUGAUGUGUUGAUGUUUCUACAAGCAGCCUGAAACCAUCCUAUCCUCUUACAUAACAAAGCAAAGCACGCUGGGAAAUGUAGUCCUUCUGCUUGUCCGGGGCCUUCCAACCAAUCACAGGUCAGCUCUGUGCAUGACCUCUGAUCCCUGACUCACCCAGACUGUACCACUUUAUGUGUCGUCCCCCCCCCCCCCACCCCCCCCCCCCCCACUAGGGCUAACCCCCGCAGCGGAUCGGCCCAAACCAGCCCCACCAGUACCCCGAUGUCUGACAGGAGAGGAGGUCGGCAACUACCACAGCUUCCACCCACAGGGACCAAGGGCAGAAGUAAGUUCUCAGCUUAUUUUCUAUAAUCAGCUCUGGGCCUCAGUGGCAUCACUGUCACUCUGGUAUCUUUGGUGUGGUUUGGUGACACCUCAAGGCUUUUCUCCAUUGGUCACUAUGGUCACUUACUUUGGAACAGGUUUGACUUUGAUUUAAGCAUUUCUUUGUCAGAAGCAAUUGUUUCUUGUUAUUUGCUGUUCUUUAGCUGGGUAUGGCACCUUGAGAUAUGUGUUAUUUUGUGCCAUAAACCUCUGAGUGGGAAAAGGCUCAUAGCAAGUUUAACAGAUACUGCUGUCUGUUGGUUCACUCUGGUCAGUUGCUCAUGAACGACAGAGCUUGGCUCAGAAUCUCUCGACUCUACCAACAUUGUUAAGCUGUGUCUUCUGUCUUAGUGAGUUUGUUGUGUGUUCUUAUGGUCUCAGUACUCUGUAUGUUAUCAGUGUUAACCAGGGUGUCCUGUGGACGGUUUAAAACAUGUAUUGUAACCUUGGUCAGUCAGCGAUAUUGGUGAUGUUGUCUCUUCAUAAACAUUUGAUGUUUUUUAUUUUAACAUACACUACCGGUUAAAAGUUUUAGAACGCCUACUCAUUCAAGGGUUUUUCUUUAUUUUUACUAUUUUCUACAUCGUAGAAUAAUAGUGAAGACAUUAAAACUAUGAAAUAACACAUAUGGAAUCAUGGAGUAACCAAAAAAGUGUUAAACAAAUCAAAAUAUAUGUUAUAUUUGAGAUUCUUCAAAUAGGCACCCUUUGACGCGGUGUGGUUGAACGGAUGAUCUCUGCAUGUGCAUUUCCCACCGUAAAUGUGAUGGUGUGGGGGUGCUUUGCUGGUGACACUGUCUGUGAUUUAUUUAGAAUUUAAGGCCCACUUAACCAGCAUGGCUACCCCAGCAUUCUGCAGCGAUACUUAGUGGGCUUAGUGGGACUAUCAUUUGUUUUUCAACAGGACAAUGACCCAACAUACCUCCAGGCUGUGUAAGGGCUAUUUUACUAAGAAGGCGAAUGAUGGAGUGCUGCAUCAGAUGUCCUGGCCUCCACAAUCCCCCGACCUCAACCAAUUUGAGAUUGUUUGGGAUGAGUCGGACCGCAUAGUGAAGGAAAAGCAGCCAACAAGUACUCAGCAUAUGAGGGAACUCCUUCAAGACUGUUGGAAAAUAAUUCCAGGUGAAGCUGGUUGAGAGAAUGCCAAGAGUGUGCAAAUCUGUCAUCAAUACAAUGUAGAAAAUAGUAAAAAUAAAGAAAAACCCUUGAAUGAGUAGGUGUUCUAAAACUUUUGAACGGUGCUCUAUGUCGCAGCCUGUCUGUCCCUCACUCCCUGACUGUGUGACCUAGCAGUCCUGUGUCCUAGCCUAGCCUAGCCUAGCCUCCUCGUCUUCUUCUGGUUCCUAGACUGGGUCAGUGUUGUCAUCUAGCAUCGUAGCUUCCAUGUGUUUCAGCUGUCAUGAGUUCUACGGUAGUUUUGUGUUCUAUGUUGAACAGUCGUCAGUUUCGUGUUAUGACUUCAGAGUGCUCAGGUGAGAUGUGUCCCUAGGGGUUGUGGUACAGUAGACUAUUUGUGUUUUAAACGUGUUAUUCCGUAACCAGUGUUGUUAGUAGUAGUAAAGUAAUUUAUCCAGAAACAACAGUACAUGAUUCAGGCUGGGAAGGCUAUAAUGUAGUGGCCUUAACUCUCUUUAGUACAAGAGGUAUACUGAGCUACAUGCAGAGAGUUAAUCUAGAACCUCCUGUACUGUAAGACUCUCUCCUUAGUGAGGAAUCAGAACUAGUACCUCCUGUAUUGUAAGACUCUCUCCUUAAUGAGGAAUCAGAACUAAUACCUCCUGGACUGUAAGACUCUCUCCUUAAUGAGGAAUCAGAACUAGUACCUCCUGUACUGUAAGACUCUCUCCUUAAUGAGGAAUCAGAACUUGUACCUCCUGUACUAUAAGACUCUCUCCUUAAUGAGGAAUCAGAACUAGUACCUCCUGUACUGUAAGACUCUUUCCUUAAUGAGGAAUCAGAACUAGUACCUCCUGUACUAUAAGACUCUCUCCUUAAUGAGGAAUCAGAACUAGUACCUCCUGUACUAUAAGACUCUCUCCUUAAUGAGGAAUCAGAACUAGUACCUCCUGGACUGUAAGACUCUCUCCUUAAUGAGGAAUCAGAACUAGUACCUCCUGUACUGUAAGACUCUCCUUAAGGAGGAAUUAGAACUAGUACAGACAGCGUGAUCUGAUUUCUCUUACUGAAGCUCUUCUGGGUCACAGACAGAAUCCCAUCUUAAACCGUUUGAUUCAUCAGCACAAAUGUAUUGUUCUCAUUCGACCCUCAGUGCUAGUUUAACUCUCCCUAAAAUGUUCUGACAGGUUGUAACAGAGCGUGUCACAUGAUGUAAGGGUGUGGUGAUGGAAGGGAGGGGACGAGCCUGAGUUCUAUGCAUUGUGAAUUGACGAAUUAGCUGAGUGGUGAUUGGAGGGAGCGGGACGGAGAGAAGGAGAAGGGAGCAGCAGAGAGAGAUGGAGGGAGAGAGAGCAGAAGGAGAGAAAGAGAAGGGGGUGAGAGCAGAGCGAAAGAGAGAAAGCCUAGGCGGUGCUGAGAACUUGUCAGAGCACUCCCAGAACUCCUUCAUCAUUGUCAGAAACCAUGAGCACUCCUCUCUCCUCCUAGUCUGCAGCCAGCCAGCCAGUCUCGCUCCUGCUCAGGAUCUCCAAAUUCCCAGCCCCUCCGCUCCUCCCUAUCCCUUCCCCAUAUCUCUCUACCCCCUUCCCAUCUCCCCCCUAGCCAUCUCUCCUCUCUCUCCCCCCUUCCCCUCUCCCCCUCUAUCCUCUGUCCCUCCUCUUUCCCUCUGUCCCUCUCUCCUCUCCCCCCUUCCCCUCUCCCCCUCUAUCCUCUGUCCCUCCCCUCUUGUCCCAUUUCCCUCUUUCCCCCUCUGUCCUUUCCACCUCUCUCCUCUUCCCUGUCUCUCCCCUUCCCCCUUCUUCCCCUCUAUCCUCUGUCUCCUCCCCUCUUUCCCUCUUUACCUCGUUCCCUUCCUUCUCCCCUCUGUCUCUCUCUCCUCUCACCCCUUCCCGUUUCUCCCCUCUCCCCUCCCCCAUCUCUCUCCCCUCUCUGUGAUGGGGUAAUGGCAGCGGGUGGGCAAAUGGGGGAGGUAAUCUAAUGGUUUGAUCCAACCCUGGGUUGACGCUCCCACAGAGCCCUACCAGUCCAGUAUGACACAGCCAGGACUUAUGUAAUCAUGGCACUAAUGCUGCUGCUGGUACAUGUGGUACUGAUCCAUAGAGGCCAGGGGACUGGGGGUUGGCUGGGCUGGGCUGGGCUGGCCUGACUGGGAUUUAAAUAGGAGGGUUGUUUAAAAUGUUGAGGUAAUAGAAAUCAAGGCAGAACAGGGAAUGUAUAUCCAGUCAGGUGUGUGUGAUUGUACCUUUGUGUUUCCUACCUAGACAAAGGAUCCAUGUUGUUGUGCCAUACUGGCUUCAGUUAGAUUUGUAUUGAACCUUUUUGUUUAACCAGGAAGUCCCAUUGAGCUCGGCAUACCUCUUUUACAAGGUAGACCUGGACCUAGAUGUUGUGAUAUAGUAUCUGUGGUAAUCCCUGUUGAUCCACCCUGCCAUGCUUUUAUUGUUCCUUUAUGUGUACAGGAAGUCAACAUUGAGACCUGAACUAGCUUAGAAGGCUUUAGCCACAAACCAGGUGAUAUCUAAUCAGCCCCUGUUCCUUUUGUUAUCUAUCUGUCUCUCCUACGACCCCUGACCGCUCAGAAGGAACAUGGGAGGAGCUAGAGCGGCCUACUGGUGACCUUUGCCCUCUAGAGCAGUACGAGGGGGAGCCAGGUGUGUUUAUCACCUGUGUGUCUAUCUACUGGUGUGUCUCAGAGCAGGCUGAGCCUUUGGACUUCCUCAUUCACCUAUAUCACCUUUAUGUAUCUGCCUCUCUCCUGAGAACUCCACUCCAGAUCUGGGUCCAAUACAUAAUGUACUCAAAUACUUAAGCUGCACUUUAUUUAGUUGGCCUGAUACCAUAGAAACCAAUGGAAUAGUCCCAGAACACUGCAAACCCAAAUUUGACCCUGCCUGGUCCACACAGCCUGUACUGGACUAUGAUGUUGUACCAUCUUUAUAAGCCCUACAGCCAUUCUGCCCCUCAGCCAAAACCCUUAAAAUGUGAUCAUUUGUUGAGUCAGUACUGUACUGGAUGAAUGUACUGGCUUGAAUGAGAGUUUCCAGGGUUGUGUUGGCAGGAGCGGGAGUUUCCCACAGGUCUCUCUUCCUAGUUCCUUCUCACCCAUCUGUCUGUUCAUUCAUUCAGUUAAGUCUUCUGUGUGAUGGUAGUAGUAUAUCUUUGUCAUGAAACAUGCAGUAUACCUCUUAGGUUUUCAUAUCUGCAUGCGUUUGGUCUGUGUGUUGGUGUGUAUGUGCUUGCAUACGUGUGUUCUUACAAGUGUGCGGGCGUGCGAACACAUGCACGUGUGUUUGUGUGUGGUCAUGCGUGUGUGUAAGCGUAUGCCUGCAUCCGUGUUCCAUGAUCUCACAGUUCCAUGAUCUCAUAAAGCUCCAUCUGUGUCCCACUGCCGUUCAGACUGUGAGGAGAGGGCACGGCCAGGCCCUCCUGUGAAUGGGAGGAAAGGCAAGUGCACUCAGGAGUAUGCCAUUGUGGUGGUGUGUCCUCAAUAGUGCCCUCAGGGGUGUGUCAGUGCUGUGGGACUCUGCAUGCCAGUUAGGGCUUCCAUAGUUCAUUUAGUCAACUUUCUUCCGUCUCUGUCUCUCUUUUAUCCACAUUUCAUAUUUUCUGAGAUGAAUGUGAUUUAUUAGAUUUGGGUUGAUUUGCAGUGUUUAACUAACUGGAGGAGUGCAGGUUGGGUGAGUGUGUGGUGAUCUUCAUCAUUAUGACGAUGAUGAUGAGGGUGAGACUGAUGCUAAUAUAUCCAGAGUUUUGUCUCCCUGAGCUCAUAUAGUCGUGCGUGCCCCAGCCCCCUCACAACCACACACAACUAAUCUUCUGCCCUUUAAUUGAAGGGUUUGAGAAUCAAUGUUCAGCCCUCUAUCCCCACGUCCCAACCACGCAAUUCAAUAGAACAUUAUUAGUUAAAUAUACUGUAUAGCUCCAUUGUAAAAUCUACCGUUUGGAAUUAAAGAUCAUUUCAAUUAGACAUGUAAGAUUUCGUGCUUCAGUCAAAGCGGCACUUAUUGAGAUUGAAGUAAAUCUAGUGGAGGAAAAUGGAUGCUGUGAUUGCAGUUUGAAGAGUUUUAGUUGAACCAGUAACCUUAGACACAACAUUCAUACAGCUGGUUGUUGGUCGUUAGUAGAUGUUGCAAUUGAAAUGCUAAUUGUCAUUCAACUCUCGAUAACAGCUUGUAAAAUAUCAUCCUUGAUAAUCGGCCAACAAAAGAUGUACAGAUCUGCUAUCUUAAUUUGAUCACUCUGUUGUCACAGAGAAUUUCCCUGCACAGCAGGAAAUGCAAAUUGUAGUCUAUUCAAGGUUUAAAAAGGCUUCUAAAGUUUGUAAUUUCCACUUUAAAAUGCCAGACUUGAUUUGCCCUGACAAAUGUAACAACCCAUACAAAAAUGUCCAUUAAUUAUAAUCCUCUUAAUAAUUAACAUUUCCUGUUGCUGCAGGAUUAUUUUCCUGCUGUGAGAAGCAGGGUCAAAUUAAGAUAGUCCAUCAGUACAUUUAGUUUGAAGUUGUUUGAAGAUGCCUUUGAUGUUCUAUAGGUAGUUUAGCAGUGGGUUUUUUCCUCUAUACGAAAGAGUUCAAAAGACCAUUACCACUACUGGCCAGCAGAUGGCGCAAAAUUCAUAAUCUUUAGUAAGGAGCUGUCCAUGAUAGAAGUGCUGAACCUGGCUGCCUUUCCAUGUCUCCACCGCAUUUCACAAUAAAAACACAGUCUACCUCAUUAAAUGGUCUACAUAUGAAUGAUAAUAAAACAAAUUAAUUAAUACAGCUGUAUUUUUAUUUUACCUAUCCUGUAGAUUUUUUAACAAUAUUGUUUGGUACCUAAUAUCUAUUCAAUGUAUCCCAUCCAUGCUAAUAACUUUAUUUUGAAAAAAAUAUAUGUUGAUUCCUCCCAUGUCCCUGUAUCAAUGAUCCAUAUAAAGGGUUGUGAGUGUUGACCAUAUAGCUGACCAUAACCCUCUUCACCACAAGAUGAACUGUGUUCUCUCCCAGGUGACUGUUAGUGAGGUAUCUUAGUGUUUUCCUGAGUACACCAUUAAUGGAGAGAGAGAGAGAGAGAGGUAAACAGUUAUAGACAUUUGCCAACAUGAUGAAUCUUGAUGGAAUCCAUCCCACAUGUUUAAAUAGGAAAGGUUAAUUCAACUCAAAAAGAUUUAUUGCCACAAAUUUACAUAAGACAAAAAAGUAUCUUUGACAAGUGGCUCAUUAACAUAGGACAAAACAACAACAAUACAACAACAACAACACUGUUUGUUGUUGUUUGCUGAUGAAAGGAGCAUCAUGCCCCUUUACUGUGAGUGUCGUCAACAGCUCCUCUGUCUGCUGUCUGUCUGUCUGUCUGUCUCUCCCUGCCCUGCCUCAGAGGUGACAUGGGAGGACCAGCAGAAAGGCCUGAAUGGUUCUCUUUCUGACGGAGGAACACAGCCAGGUUUGUCUUGGACUGCGGUCCCAAAUGGCACCCUAUUUCCUAUGUAGUGCACUACUUUUGACCAGGGCCCAUAGAGCACUGGUCAAAGGUAGUGCACUAUACAGGAAAUAGGGUGCCAUUUGGGACGCACACUUGGAAUGGAGACCUUAUGACCUCAACCUAAUCUUGGCCCCUGGGGGCCUCUCACUGUGGUUAUCCUUAUCCAAAGGUCACAGAGGCUCUUGACCUCUGACCUCUGUACUUCUCCUCUCUGUGAUGUGCAGUGAUGCAGUGCAGCAUGAGAGUGUUUGGUUUGCUGAGUUAGUCUUGUGGUCGGGUCUCUGAAAACUAUGAACUUUUAGAAUAUUUUAAACAUGUCUAAUUAAUCUCCAUAACAAUAUGUUUUCUGCUCUGGGCUGUAGAUAUACAUGUAAAAGAGUGUUGCCAGGCGUAUCAGCUGUGAAUGUUUAGAGAUAUUGUUUCUCAAUUAUCUUGUUGAGUGUCCAUGGAAACACGUAUGUAAAUCUCCAUGUAUGGACGAAUUACAUGUAGAUCCAAUUAUGAUCCCUUAUUAUGUGACUGAGUGGGUGUGUGGGAUGGACUUAUGAAAGAGCUGUGUCAAUGUAAAUGAUAUAUAGGCCUUCUAGAGACAAUUAACUUGAUUGAAGAUCAAUUUGAGGUAGAUGAGAUGAACGUCACUGAAAGUGUUCGUACUCAUUCGUACUCAGUAAAGCUUCUCUUACUGCUGAAUAAAAGUAGACUGGCUCUAACUGAUACAUAAUGAAUUCAUUAGCUAGCACCUUGCUAAAAUGCACCAUGCCACCAGGACACUGCGACACAUUUGAAUUAAGAGUUGCAUACGGACUGUUUUGCUUGGUAUAGUUUCCUAGUUAUCACCAGUUUGCUUGCCAUGGAUUGUGGUGUAGUGUUGUGUUGUGGUCUUUAUGACACCAUAGUUCAAUGAGGGCAGUAGUUAAUGACUUCAGCUUUAAUGAAGCUUCAAUGUUAGUCUCUCUCUCUCUCUCUCUCUCUCUCUCUCUCCUCUCUCUCUCUCUCUCCUCUCUCUCUCUCUCUCUCUCUCUCUCUCUCUCUCUCUCUCUCUCUCUCUCUCUCUCUCUCUCUCUCUCUCUGUAGUGCACAGAUAAUGGUGCACCCACUACACUGUGAAAGCAUGACAUGCGACUGUAGCAAUAUGCUGGAAUCAAUGAAUAUGUUUUCUGCUGAAGCCAUCAUGAUUCAACCAUGAUUCAUACAAUGUUUGCAGUCAUACUGUCAGCGGUAUUGUACAACUCAACUCUGUGGCUCAGUAUGCUCAUACUGUAAGGGUCAGGUGAUGACUCUUUGACCACUUUCACCAAGCACUGGCCAAUGUUUGGCCAAGAUGACUCAAGACGAACAAAACAAGGAUGAUUAUUUGAUGACUAUCUAUAUUUUUGUACAUAAUCUUACUAUUCCGUUAGUCAGCACCUCGCCAAAAUGUUUGGGUGUGCUUCAACUAAUGCUUUUUACUGGAUUGAUGAUUAUUUGAACGGUGUUUAUUUGUGUUAUGUAAGGUAUGCCAUUGAUGAGUUAACCUAGGACUUUUACCAUGCUGUUGUAGCAUGCUUUUGAUGACAAGCCUUGACCUACAACUUAUACCAUGCUGUUGAUGACAAGCCAAAAAUUGCUUGCUCGCUUUGUUCAUCUACAGCGGGUAUCUCUUGACUUGACAAUGAGGUGAUAUGAGUUGAGUUGGCACGGUGGUGUGAUCAGAUCAAAGCUGAAUAAGGCAGAUGUCUCACAGUGUUGUUUUAUUCAUGUCUCUCUUAAUUAUUCAACUUAAUGAAGAUGUAAUUUACCUAAAUGCAAAUGUUGACUAAAGUGCAUUACACAUUAAGAUCAAUAAUCAGAGUCUCGUCACCUGGCCUUACACAUCGGCUCUGUCCCAAAUGGCACCCUAUUCCCUACAUAGUACAGGGGCCUGGUCAAAAGUAGUGCACCACUUAGGAAUUAGGGUGCCAUUUGGGACACAGACAACAACUCGUAUAGCUGCAGCUGUGGUUUGUUGUGGUCUCCCAGUGGGUGUACGCCAAAGCCUUCAAGAUGGAAGCAUACAAGAAAGGGGCAAGAGGAACGACAGGGGAGUAGGUGGGCACACAUCCAGGAGUGGACAGUGUCACUUCAGUGAAGAGGGUCUUUGAGCUAACCACCCCCACCACAGCUUGCCCUGCCAUAGUUAGCAUAAUCACUAUGCCCGUGUGAAUCCACAGUUUGUUCAUUUGUUUAUUUGGAUCUCUUUUAGCCCACAAUGGGGUCUUACUGUAUCUUCCAAAAUCCCAUACAGUAAGUGUAUCACUAUGCCUGCGUGAAGCCACAGACGAGCCAGGAGGAGUGGAGUGCUCCAUCUUUCUCUCUCUCUCUCUCUCUCUCUCUCUCUCUCUCUCGGUUCCAUUAUGCAAGAUGAUUUGCACACGGCAGGGGAUGAUUAAUGAAAGUCUGAUGAAAGCACAGCUCAUCAAAACCUCAGCACAUUCCUCCCAAGACACAGUGGAGGAAUAGGAGUAGGAUUAUGUACUGGAGUAGGGGGGAAGAUGGUUGUUAAUUGGAGGCAAACAGAGGCUCUGGAGAGGAGAGAGGCUUCUAGUCGAUCCCAGCUCUCUCUGUUGUGUAACCUGUUCAUUCCCAGGGGUAUUGCUGGGCCUACUCUCUCUGUGCCUCAGCCUCUAUCACAACAACAAGGUUUCUGAAAGGAAGAAAGAAAGAAAGAAAGAAUGGAAUGAAGGAAGGAAGGAAGAAAGAAAGAAAGAAAGGAAGGAAGGAAGGAAGGAAGGAAGGAAGGAAGGAAGGAAGGAAGGAAGGAAGGAAGGUAGGAAGGUAGGAAGGAAGGAAAGAAACAAAUAAAAGUUUGUAGUACUUACGUCAAUUUCUUUGACUCUUUUGUUUGGUUGCUUUCUCUUUUGUACCUACUGCCGCCUCUCUGCCUGCUUUUGGUUGUUUUCAUGUUCCAGGCUCUCCACAGUAGACUAUUAGUCCCUGACUCAAGUGGCUCCCCCACCUCCUGUCUUCUACCUCUAAAGUGUUUUAGGGUUUCUGCCUGCUUUGUCAGCUCCAAUACUCUUUCUCCUUCCAUUAACUUCUACUUGACUGUUUCAGCUCUCUUUCCUCUGGACAGUACACAGCAGCUCACCUUUCCCCCUCUUUCUUUUUCAGUAACACUACAGGUCUUUUACUCCAGCCUCUCCCGGCCUGCCUUGCACCCUUCUCUUCUCUUCACUUUUUCUUCUUGGCUGUCCAUUAGUGCAAUUUGUGGUGGUGUGAUCUUUCUUUGUUGUGCUGUAUGAUUUUGUAUGUGUUGUUGUGCUCUGUGCUUGUUGUUGUUGUUGUUGUCGUUGUUUUGUGCCACCCCCCUCCCCAUCAUGCCCCCCCCCCCCCCCCCCCCCACACUCUGACCCCCACCCGACCUGUGCGGCGCCACUGUCCAUGGUGUCACCCCUUUCACUCCCAUCUCCUGUCCUCUGUCUGUGUCUGUGUUUUGUCAUGUGACCCCAGAAGACACGGACUCACCAGGUUGGACCAGCUCAGGUCUGUCCCUUCCUCUUCUGUAUGCCUUCCCUUUUUACCUCCUCCUCCUCUUCUUCCUCAUCCCUCCUCUUCCUCAUCCUUCCUACUCCUGCUUUCUCAUGUCCAUUCUUCCCUGCUGAUUGAGCUUGUUGGAGAUGUCUUUUUUGGGAUUGAUUUUACUCAGUUUGUGUGUGCUUGCAUGGUCAUACAUGUAAACUGUGUUCAUUGUAACAUGUCUGUUGUUAGGCUAUAUUAAAUCCUGCCGACAUUUCAUUGAGGCAUGUUGUACAAAUACAACCUAGGAAUCCUGAUAUCCCACCGAGUGGCAGAAAGUGCAUCUCAUUCUGUACCAUUGUCUUUACAAGGCCUAUUGUUGUUUAACUACAACAUAAGGUCAUAUCUCAUCAACUGUCAUAUAAAGCUGACGGACAGGACAGGACAGGAAAUCAUAUUCAUGUGUUGCAGAAAAACUAACAUGGAUGCUGUCCUUUCAUUUCUCAUCAUUCCUGGAGAUCGUCAUUUAGUCUCAUCUAUUAUCUUUCUACAUUCAUUUGCUCUUUGUUUUUGUGUUUUCUUUCUCUCAUGCGCCUGUUUUUCCUCUCCCCACCUACAUCAUACAAAUCUAAAGUAGAGAGAGUGAAAGUGUGUCCAGAGAAUGGUGAUGCAGGUAAGAUAGCUAGAGUUACUGUAGUCUGCCUGACAUCACUAAGUGAGGUCGUCCCAAAUGGCACUUUCCCCAUUCCCUAGUCUAGUGUAUUCUGUUGGACUGGAGCCACAUAUAGAACACUAUAUAGGGAAUAGGGUGCCUCUGAUCUGAAUACUCCCCACACUACAGACUGACUGACUGAUCUAACUGACCUGACUGACCUGACUGACUGACUGACCUGACUGACCUGACUGACUGACUGACUGACUGACCUGACUGACCUGACUGACCUGACUGACCUGACUGACCUGACUGACUGACUGACUGACCUGACUGACCUGACUGACUGACUGACCUGACUGACCUGACUGACCUGACUGACCUGACUGACCUGACUGACCUGACUGACUGACUGACUGACUGACUGACCUGACUGACCUGACUGACCUAACUGACCUGACUGACCUGACAUGCUCACUGUGGCAUGUGGACAGCCACGUUUUUCCCCCAAAGCCUCUGUGAGCUCUGGGAGGUUGGUGGCUGCUUGCAAGAAAUAUUAUGAAUAAAUCAUUCAGUAAAAUAAACUCGGACAAAGAGGAGGUUGUAUAGCAGGGCUCCAGACCCAACAGAGCAUGUCUGAGAUUUUGACACAGAAUAACUGGCAAUUACACCUUUCAUUCCAUCCCUUCACGUAAACUCCAAGUGAACCCCUUCAUUAUGAAAUGUAAUAUUUCUUACAAGUUGUUGUUUGGGUUUUCCUACUGUUCAUUUUGCCGGCUGCUAUGUGACAUCAUGGUCAUGGAUUGACUGACUGUUGGUGUCUGGGUGAACUAACUCUGAACGCUGCAUGCAGCACUUUUAUAGAAUAACAUUGUCAUGUGAAAAUGAUAGCCGAAUAUUACUCAGAGAGCACAGUGAAAGCACCAAAAACACAACAACAGUAAAGUGGGGAUGAUUUGUCAGUCUUUGGAUCAUAGUAAUGCGGGGUUCCUAAAUCAAAGUAGAAACCUUGUAUUUUUUAUGCUGAUAUCUUGAGGACUUGUUCAGUCAGUGCUUUAUAACAGCACCCCCAAAACAUUCCAAAAGACUGUUCCUGAGUAGCGUUGCAAAAUUCCGGUAAUUUUCCCAAAAUUCCCAGGUUUUCCAGAAAUCCUGGUUGGAGGAUUCUGGGAGUCUUCCAACCAGGAUUUCCCUAUUCCUGAGUAUGACCUCCACUGACCGCUCUGCUCCCCAGGUGCUAUGGAUGUGGAGGAGAGGACCAGACAGAUGAAGCUGAAGGUUAACAUGUUCAAGCAGGGGGCCGGGUCCGAUUCCAGACUGGAACAGGACAACAACAAGGCAAGACACAGUGACACAGCACUUCUUUCCCUUUCAGAACUAGAACAUUGUUGGCAUCACACUUUUUAUACAAACAAACUGACUUAGAGUUACAUUAACACGUCCAUGUUCAGUAAAUGUGAAGCAGGACUAUCACUCCUAAGGCAAGACCAAGUCCAGUCCUUCCUUCCCAUUCUAUUCAGAACAUGGUCAUUAAGUAGAUGCUUUGUAUACAAACUGACUUACAGCUAACACAGAAAAAGUUCAGUAAAUGUGGAGGAAUCAACUCAAAGCCGAGCAGGAUGUUAACAGCAUCAUACUCAAACCCACUGAGACAUCAACAAUCGAAAACAUUUUCUUCUAAACACCCACUCCAGCAGGAUUCAAAGUUUGACAAUCUUCACAAACAAGGAUACGUACAUACAUGAUGUAUUAUAGCGACCCUGUGAAUCCAUGGAAUGUAGUGGUGACUGUGUCCAGAGUCACACAGACACUAGUUAAGUGUAGUGUGUUUAUAAAGAGACAGUCUGGGGGCCUCACCAGAGCCCGAGCCAAGCCUUAUAAGAGAAAGCAUGUCCAUCCUGUCCUGUCUUCCUUUUAAGUGUGUGGAAUGAGAACUACACUAAGCAUGCAUCUACACUUAUAGUUCUAUACAAAGCAGGUAGAACAUGAAACAUUUGUCAGCUCUGUUAGUUGUGAGGAGCGCCACGAGAUACAACCGUAUGUUUAGAAAUUGUAAUGCUCCUCUGGACACAAAGAAAAGCUUUUAAUAUACAAUCUCUUUCUUUGCAGAGGAUUUUAGUUUCUUUAUUUAUAACUAACUAUUUUCUUACAAUAACAUUAUGCAAUCCGGUUUCCGAGCUGGUCAUGGGUGCACUUCAGCCACGCUCAAGGUCCUAAACGAUAUUAUAACCGCGAUCGAUAAUAGACAGUAUGUGCAGCCGUCUUCAUCGACCUGGCCAAGGCUUUCGACUCUGUCAACCACCGCAUUCUUAUUGGCAGACUAAAUAGCCUUGGUUUCUCAAAUGACUGCCUCGCCUGGUUCACCAACUACUUCUCAGAUAGAGUUCAAUGUGUCAAAUCGGAGGGCCUGUUGUCUGGACCUAUGGCAGUCUCUAUGGGGGUGCCACAGGGUUCAAUUCUUGGGCCGACUCUUUUCUCCGUGUAUAUCAAUGAUGUCGCUCUUGCUGCUUGUGACUCUCAGAUCCACCUCUACGCAGACGACACCAUUUUGUAUACAUCUGGCCCUUCAUUGGACACUGUGUUAACAAACCUCCAAACGAGCUUCAAUGCCAUACAACACUCCUUCAGUAGCCUCCAACUGCUCUUAAACACUAGUAAAACUAAAUGCAUGCUCUUCAAUCGAACGCUGCUGGCACCCGCCCACCCGACUAGAAUCACUACUCUCGACGGGUCUGACCUAGAGUAUGUGGACAACUACAAAUACCUAGGUGUCUGGUUAGACUGUAAACUCUCCUUCCAGACUCACAUUAAGAAUCUCCAAUCCAAAGUUAAAUCUAGAAUCGGCUUACUAUUCCGCAACAAAGCCUCCUUCACUCAUGCUGCCAAACAUGCCCUCGUAAAACGGACUAUCCUACCGAUCCUUGACUUCGGCGAUGUCAUUUACAAAAUAGCCUCCAACACUCUACUCAGCAAAUUGGAUGUAGUCUAUCACAGUGCCAUCCGUUUUGUCUCCAAAGCCCCAUACACUACCCACCACUGUGACCUGUACGCUCUUGUUGGCUGGUCCUCACUACAUGUUCGUCGUCAAACCCACUGGCUCCAGGCCAUCUAUAAAUCACUGCUAGGCAAAUCCCCGCCUUAUCUUAGCUCAUUGGUCACCAUAGCAGCACCCACCCGUAGUCUGCGCUCCAGCAGGUAUAUCUCACUGGUCAUCCCCAAAGCCAACACCUCCUUUGGCCGCCAUUCCUUCCAGUUCUCUGCUGCCAAUGACUGGAACGAAUUGCAAAAAUCUCUGAAGCUGGAGACUCUUAUCUCCCUCACUAACUUUAAGCAUCAGUUGUCAGAGCACCUUACCGAUCACUGCACCUGUACACAGCCCAUCUGAAAUUAGCCCACCCAACUACAUCAUCCCUAUAUUGUUAUUUAUUUUGCUCUUUUGCACCCCAGUAUCUCUAUUUGCACAUCUAGCAUUCCAGUGUUAAUACCAAUUGUAAUUAUUUUUGCACUAUAGCCUAUUUAUUGCCUUACCUCCAUAACUUGCUACAUUUGCACACACUGUAUAUAUAUUUUCUGUUGUAUUUUUUGACUUUGUUUUACCCCAUAUGUAACUCUGUGUUUGUUGUUUUUAUCGCACGACUUUGCUUUAUCUUGGCCAGGUCGCAGUUGUAAAUGAGAACUUGUUCUCAACUGGCUUACCUGGUUAAAUACAGGUGAAAUAAAAUAAAUACAUAAAAAAUUAUGUCUUGGUACACCAACUUGCUGUAAAAAAAAUAAGAAAGAUAUCCUUUGCCCAUUUCAUGUUUAUGCCAAAUGAUUUUGAUUAGCUUACAUUUUGACUUUACACACCUACUGUGCAAAUGGAUAAACAGUAUGUUCUAAGCUGGGAGAACAAUUUACUAUCGCUCAAGAUUAUUUGAUUAUAUAACCUAGUAUUGCUCUGUGUUCUCCUCCUAGAACAUUGGCCAUAAUGAAUGUGAAUGAACUGUUCUUUGGCUAACAAUUGUUUUUGGACGAACGGAUCUCCUUAAAAAGCCAACAAAUCAUUGAAAGCAAAGCUUUUGGCCACAUUAAAGUUUGUUCUAUUGUCCUUUAUCUAAUAAUUUCUAAUUAAUACUUUGAUAAAUUCAUUAUCCACAAGACUAUUUAAAAUAUUUGUAUUCAAAUUUUAUUAUCUACAUCAUAUAUGUGGUCCUCUGUAGCUCUGCUGGUAGAGCACGGCGCUUGUAACGCCAAGGUAGUGGGUUCGAUCCCCGGGACCACCCAUACACAAAAAAAAAAAAAAAUGUAUGCACGCAUGACUGUAAGUCGCUUUUGAUAAUAGCGUCUGCUAAAUGGCAUAUUAUAUACACUGAGUGUACAAAACAUUAUGAACACCUGCUCUUUCCGUGACAUAGACUGACCAGGUGAAUCCAGGUGAAAGCUAUGAUCCCUUAUUUAUGUAGAUGGCAGGUAGCCUAGCGGUUAAGGUAGCUAAGAGGUUUGGGCAGAAAGGUUGCAGAUUCGAAUUCCUGAGCUGACUAGGUGAAAAAUCUGUCAAUGUCCCCUUGAACAAUGCACUUAACCCUAACUGCUCCUGUAAGUCGCUCUGGAUAAGAGCGUCUGCUAAAUGUAAAAAUUUAACUUGUUAAAUCCACUUCCAUCAGUGUAGAUGAAGGGGAGGAGACAGGUUAAAGAAUGAUUUUUAAGUCUUGAGACAUGGAUUGUGUAUGUGUGCCAUUCAGAGGGUGAAUGGGCAAGACAAAAGAUUUAAGUGCCUUUGAGCGGGGUAUGGUGCCAGGCGCACAGGAGGUUGGUGGCACCUUAAUUUGUCACGAUUUAACUGGAUAUGAACCCAAAUGCAGACAACUACACCAAGCCAGAGAAGGUUUAACAGGUUUAUUUACAAAGUUCAAUUGUCCAGGGUUCCAAAAAUAGGGGAAGAGCAAGUCCAGGUCUACAGGGAGGGUAACAGAUCCAGGUUCUGAGCAGGAGUGGUACCGUAACAUCCUAGUGUCCGUGGUGAGUCCAAAAGGGAGGUCCAGUAGUGGGAAGCAGGAUGGUGGUGGCAGGAGUGAAGCGGAGGCAGGAGUCAGGUUCCAAUAAUCUGUGGCACAGGAGAAAAGUAAAUAGAACAGGCCAAAAACACAAAGAGCGAAAACAAGCAGGUUGAGUCAGCAGCGAGACUAACAUGGUCGUCUUGACUAUGAUCUGACGAUGAGUGGCAAGUUUGACCGGGUCUUUAAGGCUGAGGUGAUUAUGGUGAAUGAGCUGCAGCUGGAACCCUGACUCCCGCACACCAGACUUCACUCCUGCAAUCAAGAACAGACAGAGGGGAGGGGGAGAGCAGAGAGAGACCUACCUAGCAGCAGUAGGCCUAACAUAAUUGGGGAGAACGGGCUUGUUGUAAUGGCUGGAGCGGAAUCAGUGGAAUGGUAUCUAACACAUGGUUUCCAUGUGAUUGAUGCCAUUCCAUUUGCUACGUUCCAGCCAUUAUUAUGAGGCGUUAUCCCCUCAGCUUCCUCCACUGGCCAGGCGCACCGGUUUGUGUCAAGAACUGCAACACUGCUGGGUUUUUCACACUCAACCGUUUCCCGUGUGUAUCAAGAAUGUUCCACCACCCAAAGGAGAUCCAGCCAACUUGACACAACUGUGAGAAGCAAUGAAGUCAACAUGGGCCAGCAUAAAGAGCUUUUAUUUUGUCUUAAAGGGGCAGUGUUUUAUUUUGAGGCAGGCUUGAAUAAGCUAAGCAGCAAAUAGGCAGAGGGAAGCAUAAUUAGUCUGAUUCUCUGUAGUAAUGGUAUGGGAAUAAUAAUGCAUUUUAUUUAUCGAAGUGGUUUCUUGCAUCAAACAACCCAACAACAUUUUCAGUCACCUCCUUGUCUGAGUGGAUAAAGGUUCAUGUCAAGCCUUGCAUGUUUAUUUUUGUAGGCCUACAUUGAACACCACACAUUGGCUGCUACUGUAGCCGGCUGAAUGAUAGAACAGCUAUUUCCAUGUUAAAAUGUUAUGGGGUGCAUUUUCUCCAAGCGGUACCAGAGCACAAAGUCUAGGUCCAAAAGGCUUCUUAACAGCUUCUACCCCCAAGCCAUAAGACUCCUGAACAGCUAAUAUGGCUACCUGGACUAUUUGCAACAACCCCCCCCACGCCCCCCCCUACAUAUUACCUCAAUUACCUCGAUUAACCUGUGCCCCCGCACAUUGACUCUGUACCGGUACCCCUGUAUAUAGCCUCGUUGCUGUUAUUUUAUUGUUGCUCUUUAAUUAUUUGUUAUUUUUCUAUUUUCUACUUUUUUUUUUUUUUUUUUACUUCAGGUUAUUUUAGUAAAUACUUUCUUAACACUUCUUUUUCUUAAAACUACAUUGUUGGUUAAGGGCUUGUAAGUAAGCAUUUCACUGUUGUAUUCAGCGCAUGUGACAAAUAAAAUUUGAUUUUGAUUUGAUUAUGAUCAAAUAGCCACAGUAGCCUAAUUGACCACUGUUAAAACUAACUUCAAGCGGGUACAGCUUCAGUGUUCACAGUAAACGCGCGCUGGAAGUUGCACAGAAUAUUCACAACGUUCAAGUUUGCGCUCAGCAGACCUGAAAUUUGCUCAAUCCCUAAAACAAUUAGAAGGAACAUUGGCCAGCAUCCUUGUGGAAUGCUUUCGACACCUUGUAGAGUCCAUGCCCCAAUGAAUUGAGGCUGUUCUGAGGGUUAAAGGGGGGGGUGCAACUCAAUAAUUAUGAAGGUGUCCUUAAUGUUUUGUACACUCAGUGUAUAUAGGGACGUCAAAAGAAAAAACGCAUCAAGGGACACAGUCAUUACCAGUAAGUAGUAUUUUCAAGUCUAUUUUUAGUCAUGUGCUGAGUGGUGUGUGUUUCUCCUCUACAGCGGAGGGAUGGUCAGCGAGGUUCAGACAACAUGUCAGCCAAGUCUUCGGACAGUGAUGUAAGCGACGUGUCCGCUGUGUCGAGAACCAGUAGUGCCUCUCGGUUCAGCAGCACGAGCUACAUGUCUGUCCAGUCAGAACGGCCGCGAGGAAACCAGAAGAUCAGGUAGGAAGCAGCAACACAUACCAAGGGCAGACAGAAGCCCUAGGUCCAAUACCUCUGCCUUGCCAGGGAUGGGCAAACCCCAAAGGCUGUGAACCUUUCUUCUAACUAAAGUUGCCAAGUCCAGACAUUUUCCACAAUGAAAAUAGUUUUCACUUGGUUUCUUAACUUUAGAGGGAAAUGCACAGCUAGCAUCGUGCUAUUCCCCACCGUCCAGUGAGUUCAGGUUUGGCUCUGCCUAGGUGAAAAUGGAGCUAAAUGUUUGAACUCUACUGCGUCAGGUUGGGGUUUGCCCGUAACUGGUAACUCAUACUGUGGUUGUCUCGUGUUGGAACAUAACAGAAAUACAUAUGCAUGGCACUGAAUGUCUAGGUUUUUUGCUUUAUUUUCCUUAUAGCUUUGCUGUUUUAUGUAUGUUACCUUUUUUCUCAUUGUUGACAUUAUUUCUGCAGUUUGGUUUCACAUACCUUUCUUUCGUUUCCUUUCUGCUUUGCAUGCGCCGCGUUUGUGCUUCUGUCAUGUCCUCAUCUAUUCCGAAUCAAGGAACCAAUCACGGGAAGUGGAUGAACAUUUGGGGGAGGUGCUGGAGGAAGAGGAAGUGCGGGGGGAAGCGGGGGGUACACAUAGAGGGCAGGGUAAACAGAGGGAAGGGGAGGAGGAGGAGGCUAAAGAGGAAGGAGGUCAGAGGAGGACCACUGUAGUCACACAGAAGUCACAGGAGGAGAUGGAUGAAGAGGAAAUGCUGCGGAGGAGGUUCUCAGAGACUGACCUCAGGUAA
This is a messenger RNA of Coregonus sp. 'balchen', 52736 nucleotides long. The record is from the annotation of a GenBank genome assembly. NCBI's taxonomy places the organism in Eukaryota, Metazoa, Chordata, Actinopteri, Salmoniformes, Salmonidae.